Cinara cedri is the source of this 49055-nucleotide messenger RNA. The record is from the annotation of a GenBank genome assembly. Lineage: Eukaryota; Metazoa; Arthropoda; Insecta; Hemiptera; Aphididae.
ACCGUUCGGGCCUACGAUAAUGGGUUACGGAUAACGGCCCCGCAUACGAAAUAAUACAAAUUGAACGAAAUAUAAACAUAAGUGUACCGCAUAAAAUUUCGGUCGGAAGCGAAAAGAAAAAAAAAAAAAAACGCCACAACCGCGAGUUUGAAAUUCCGCCCGAACACGAUCGCGACAAGCAGUCGUCGCGCGAAUACGCCGCACGAAUAUCCGACGCGGCGCGAUCCGGACAGUUCGGAAACAGUACGCGCGAUAAUAUCGUCGUUGACAUUGUUCCAUACAUGGUAUGAUGACCAUGAUGUACGGAUCGGAAAAAAUGAUGGCCGGCAAACCGCCGCUGCCCAUCUCAGCCACCGGGCCGUGUUUUCCCGGUCGGUAUUCGCCGACGUACCGAAAUUCCGCGGAUCCGAUGCGCAGAUGUAUGGCCAACCCGUCGGUAAGUCCCGCAACACUACCUGUAUAAAUAUUAUUGUAUACGAUUGAUAAAUGUUGCGUGUUUUCUCUUCUUCUCUUACGUGUGCUCUAUUAUUUACCGGGUUUAUGGCGUAUUAUCGUUAUGUCCAAAGGGCAAAUCACUAACGGAAAUCGGUUUGCAAGUGUUUGAUAAUCAUAUGGAAAUCUUUGGUGUUGUGCACGAAAUCCUGUAUGGGAAAUCUCGAUAAUUACCGGGAAAAUCAAAGUAUUCAAGAACCCGGUGUACAUAAUACUAAACAGUGAUUUUCCCUCUGGUUAUAUUUAUGGGCGUCCGGGAAUCGGGCCACAAUGAGUCUUUUUUCAAAAAGGUGUACGGUGAUCGGACCACUGUUUUAAACGAUUUUUUAUCAUUGAAUUCGGUAAUCGGGCCACUAUAUUUCAAUAAAUUUUAGAUUUGACAAAAGCAAAUCUCUAUUCAACACCGAUAUUUUAAACCAUAUUAUUAUUUUUUCCACGAUCACAAAUUAAAAUUUCUCAUUUGUUCGUUAUAAUCGAUUUAUGUCGACGGGACUUUCGAAUACUGUGGCAAAGCAAUCUGUAUCACGUUAUUUUUUUUUAAAAAAAAAGAUAAUUUAGUCGAAUAAUUUUAUAUUUAUUAAAGAAUAAAAAAAAAAAAACUGAAUGUAAUUACUAUCGUAUAUGAGAAAAAAUUAAUAAUUAUUUGACUAAUUUUAUAGGUAUUGUGUUAUGCAUUUUAAUACAUUUAAAAUUAUAUAUUUUUGUGUUAAACGUUUGCGGCCCAAUAAAAAUAUACCUUUUAUUUGUGGCCUAAUACCCGGGUAAUAAAAUGUACGAAAAUACUGUUUACGAAGCUGGUAGAUAAAACGUGUUCCGAUUCCCGACCGCCCAUAUUCAUAUGCGAGCAUAACAUACAUAUGCAUUUGUUAGUACCGGUGUGUAUAUUGUAUGCAGUCGGUAUUGCUAUGCGCGGCAUACACGCAAUUUCGAACCGGUCCGUUUUCUUUUGUUUAUUUGUUCCAUUUCAGAAAUUCGUCCCGUUAUCCCAUCUGAUGGGUUACAACAAUAUAAUAUACGGCCCGCCACAACGAAAACCGUCGUAUCUCCAUUCAGGUCGCGUGUUUUUUCAGGACCGACCGCGAAAAAGAUCGCAUCAAGUACUCUUCCAAAGAGAUUAUAGUUAUAUAGAUUAGAAGUCGGAAAAAGUGAGAUACGACCUUUUUCGAUUAUCAAUAAGACUAUACGAGAUUAAAAGUUGGACCUUUUUCGUUGCCGCCGGCGAUAUACGAAUGUUGUUAUGCUCGCCUGAAAAUAUACCGAACACGAACAAAAAGUUUUACAUCGAAAUCAAAACGACGAGGGAUGUGUUAAAAUGUUUUUAGCCAUUUGUUAAAAUGCGAAAACGUUAUUCACAAUAAUUUGGAUUAAUAAUAAUUUACGGGUGAAAUUUCCGCGAGGGGUUUUACUCCCGAUUAUUUAUUGAAGCUUUUACGGUUAGCUGAGAACGUUUAGCGUUAUAUUACCUAAACCACGAUAAUCAUUAUCACGAGGACAUAAUCACGAUAAUAUCGUUUCAGAGAGGCGGGGAAGGGGAAUGAAAUUCGACUUUGCUAAGAUACUUAAAGUUUAUACCUACGCACAUUGCAUAAUAUUAUGCAAAUUAUGAUUUCGAGAGGGGGCGAACAACCCCUCCACGAAGUCGUUGUUCACCCACGACGUGCGGAUCGCGAAAAUAUAAGUAAACAACGUCUUAGAAUGGCUUAUGCUUUUAUAUGAUGUUAAAAUUCCAUAAAAAAACACAUUGCGUAAAAACACAAUCAAGCAUAUUCUAUGUGGUUGACGUUUUUUAAUUUGUUUGGUACUCAAAAAUCACACCUGUUUUAUUUUCGAAAAAAUCUAAAUUAGAAAACUAUAUGUUUAAAGAAUUUAAUAUAUUGCUAGACGAACAAAUAACAUCGCGUUAAAUAAUUAAUAUGUAAUUAAUAAUUCUAACGUUGAUUUAAUUAAUAUUUUAUUGUAAAAUAAAAAAACGUAAUGGUUUUUUUAAGAUUCUGUGAUCUUAGAAUUCCCGAGAAGUGUUAGUUUUAUUAAGAUGUUUGAUUUUUCUCGGAACACACUUUUUCGAUUAGUCUUAAUAAUAUACAUAGAUUUUGUCAAAUCAUAUAUUUAAUGAUACAGAUUUUUCGGGAAAUUCCUAAUAUUUUUUCAAAAAAAACUUUUUAAGUUAUUUUGUAAUCACUUUCUUGGUUAGUCAAAUAUUCCAAUUUAUCCUAUUUGUAAUAUUUGAAAAAUUAAACAAGUGUUUUUUUCUUAACAAACACUUUUUCGGUUAGUAAAAAUACUCCAAAUUAUUUGCCGAUUUUUUUGCUAAAUAGCAUUUUUUUUUGGAAAAAGGUCUAAAUAUUCCUUUAGAUAUGAUUUGAUUGACAAUUCUUUAAUUCUAAUGUGUUAAAAAAAAAACACAAAUUAUGAAUAAUAAUAAAAACAUAUUUGUAAGGAUAACAUUUCACAAAAAGGUUUUGUAGGUAACUGUUUUUUUUUUGAUAACAAUUAUCAUCUUUAAUUUUUUUCGUUUUUGUUUAAAAACUCUAAAUUUACCCAAAUCGCCACGAUUAAAGUUAUUUGUGGUGCGAUUCCUUCCGUUGAAUACGCGGAGACAGCUAAACUGCAGUGAGUUUAACGUCCUCUCAAGUUUUAAAAGAUGUAAUAUUAGUAAAAUGGACAAUUGAAGACAACUACGUUUUAAUACGAGAUUGCGUGUAAUUUGCAAAAAAAAAAAAAAAAGCAUUUGUGAAAAGACCGAAUUUUCCCUUACCUAUUUUGUAAACUGGAAAUAUUCUUUAAAUUUCUUCGUUUGAAACAAUAAAUAAACAAAUACUAUUAUAUAAUACAAUAUUAUUCUGUUUUACAACUAUAAUACUUUAAAAAAAAAAAAAAUAAAAAUAAAAAUAAAAAAAAUGGUUAGAGCAAAGGUUGAUGUUGAAACAUCUAAAACGCUCAUCUUUGAUACAAUACGAGUACUAAUUGCCACGCACACACAAAAUCCCUGGCUUUAUUUGGGCGAUCCGUAUAGAUUUUCAAAGCAACAAAAUACCUUUUGUCAUAUCAACAUCAAUGAUCGUUAAAUUUCUAUUAAAAUGCAAACACUUCAAUCACUGCGGUCCGCCUAUAAAAUAAUAAUUUUAAUUCUUGAGUUUGAGCACAUUUGGUGUAAAUAUAGACGGUAAAAGCGCAUGAAAAAGUAGCGGGUACACUAUACAUAUCUAUGCCACACACAAUACAACGCAAAAGUGUCUAUUUUCGUGGAAAAUUCGAUAAAAACAUAAAUCUGCAGUAUUUCUAAUCCACAAAAACCGUUUAUAACCCAAAACAAUUUAAUGCGUUUGACGUAUAUAUUUUCCAAAAUGAUCACGUACCUAUAAUGUAUCUAUAAACUUUGUAAUAUGAAUCCAUCGUACUAUACAAUAUCGAAUAUUAUUACUUUUAUUUUUAACGCAAAGGAUUGAUGCAAAAUUCUUUAUAUAUAUAUGUAACAGUUGUUUUAUAUCAAAUAAACGAUUCAUUUAUCGUAUAUAGUGAUUUGAAGUUUGAACAUGUGUAAGAGAAUCGUGUUAUUUUAUUUUCGCGCGGAUCGCGUAUUAUUUCCAACCAGACACGAGCAUCCAUAUCGUAUACUUAUAUAAAUUUAAUAUUAUUAUCAUUGAAUAGUUUGGUAUAGGUAUCCAUCUAAUAUCUUUGAAAUAUAAUUUUAUAUAUAUGUUUCCAUUUUCUCUCAAAGGAAAUCAAAGAACAUUUUCUUUCGUCGAAACAUCGAUUUAACUACCGGUUAUUUGUUAUUUAUAUCCACUAACAUUCUGUUAUUUUUUUUGUUCGCGUAUUUCGACAGGUCAUAAAAUCCAUUCACGUGUAUACUGUAUAGUAUAGUAUACGGGUACAAUAUCGAUGAUUAAAUUAAAUAUCUACAAUUACCUUUACUGGUAAAUAAGGUAAUUUCACAGUCGACAGACAACGCGCGAAGUUUGUCCUGAUUUUUUAUUAUAAUAAAUAGAUAAUAUUGCGUAGGUGUUUAAUAUUUAUAGUUGUCAAAAUAUAAACUCCCAAGUUUACAUCAUGUUAUUAUUUAUAUUUGAUUUUUGAUGUAUUCAAAUUAAACGAAUAUUUAAACACAUUAUAUUAAUAUUUAUCAUAUAACCUAAAUAAUAAUUAAAUCUAACUUAUAAAUUCAAAAACCACGUUUCUUUAUAUGAAAACCAAUAAUUAUUAAUUUAAAACAUAACAUAAUUAUUGCAGUAUAUUUGAGUGAAUCAUUUUUUCAAAUGUGAUAAAAGUGAAAAUACAACGAAUUCAAACUGUAUGAUACAUUACGAGUAAAUUCUUUUUAGUGAUUUAAUCUUAAUCAUUGGAUCGGGGAUUUGAAAAUUAAUAAACUAUAAGUUAUAAACUUAUAACUAAAUAAAUAUAGAUAUAAAUAAAUGUGAACAUUUUUUUGAAUAUUUUAGAUCGGAGUGGAAGUGGUUUUUUUUUCUCGGAACACUCGCACUUUAUAAAUUCCACGAUAAGAAUCUUUUUUCGAACGCGUAAUAAUUGAACGAUGUUUUCGACAUUAAAUUUGAAAAAAAAAAUUGCUAUUGCUGACAGUUUUGCCACUGUUACAGGUGAGGAGUUGUGAAGUAGGGAUGUAGAGUUAUUCAAUAUUUAUAUCUAUAUUCAACGAUAAACCAUUGCUAUCGAAAAACGAUUCUAAACAAAGUAUUAUUAGUCGUAUAUUUUUUCUUGUUUAACAUGUUCAGUUCAAAAUGCUUUGAAAUGCCGUGAUGUUAUUGAUUUUUGAGUUAUUUUCAGAUUUAUUUUGCGCUCAUGCAAAAUUGCUAAAAAUUAAACCAAAUUUAUAUAUUGUAAACCCGGGUAUAAACCAAGAGAGUUUAUACAAAGAAAAUGGGGUGAAUAUAAAAUUAUAAAUAACUAUUAAUUACUUCGUUUAAUUAUAAUUAUUAUUUUUUUUUAAUAACAUGCGCAUGAACUCAAAAUCAAUGACAAACACGGAAAAGAAAUUGAGGGAUUUCGAAAACAAUGUUUGGAGAAAAAUGUGUGACUACUGAUUCAGUAACACAGGAAUGAUGUAUAGUCACAGGGACGAAAGUUUGAACCGUGAAACAUAAAUUUAAACAAUUAUUUGGAUCAGUUAAAAAUAUAGCUACAUGAAAGGAGAAAAGGAAGAAAAAUGUUAAAAAAAACUUUAUACCUAUAUAUACCCGUCGACUUACAUUGUUUAGAUGGUUGCGGUUUUCGUGUUUCACGGUUUAUCGUUUUAAAACUUAAAGAGUUGUCAAAGUUUAUAAUUCUGUAUGUAUAAUAAUGAAAAUCACGUUUUUUCCUUCAAAGUUAGAACGCUUUUGGAUUAAAAGUUAUUUAAAAUAUUAAUAAUUUAUAUAUUAUAUACAUGGUGUAGCUUAAUAUCGAUGACGCAAAAAUGGUAUACAUUUAUAAUUAAUUAUAUACUACGUACAAGUAUUGUUAAUAACUAAUAAAUUAUUACUUUUAAGCAAAUCGAUAAUAUUGAAAAAUAUCGUUUUAAAAAAACUCCGAGAAAUAUUUGAAAAAAACAUUUGUUCAUAAUAUUAUAUUCUUAUAAAAUACAAGGACACGAACACAUUAAGAUUAUGUAAUCAGGAAUACACUGAACUAGCGGUGAUAAUGGAUUAUAUUCAUCAACACGUGAGUUCAAAAUCCAUUUAUUAAUAAUUCAAAUUGUACAUUCAAUGUUUUAUAUGAUAAUGUUACUAUUGGGUGAAUAAAUACUCGAGCGGAUCAAUCGGGUUUUCUUCAUUGUCGUAUAACAAUCAUACAAUUUACGGCCGUCAAGUUACCGGUAACGUCGGUUUGGUUUAAGUAAUCUGUCAUGGCGUCUCAACGACUGGUAGUUUUAGCCGAUCUUGAGAGGAAUAUUACGUAUAUUAUGAAGGGGAUAUAAAAAAAAAAAAAAAAAAAAAAAAAAACGAAAAAUCAAUCAGUGUCGGUAAAGCGCAGAAGGCCUACGUAAAGGGAGGGGAUAAGUGAUAAGAUUACUUAAUAUUCGCUGUGGAAAUUAAACGAGUCUCUGCGAACAUGACAAAUCGAUCUCAGAACGGAAAGUGUAUACUGUUAAUAAACGGUUAUGUUAUGGAUUCAAUAGUUGGGUUUAUUCAUACGUUUUCAAAUCAACGAUAAAAAUUAUUAAAACGAAACAGAUUAGUAACGUUUUGUCUUUUGUUUUUUUUUAAAAAAUUUUUUACGCUUUUGAUAAAAAACAAUUUUCGUACAAGCGACAAGUUCGGUAGGUAGGCAUUCAUAUUUGUAAUUAAAAAACAUGUUUGUAUUUCGAACGAAAACACACACCGGCCGGGUCCGGGGUUAUCGCGCGCAUCGGUGUCACCGCCAAAGACACACACAUAUAAUCCCGUGACACCCGAACAACAUUCUUUCGUGUUUUUAGGUUUUCUUUCGUUCUUUCAUGUGAUAAACAUAAACAAAAACCAGUUCGUACCUACCGCCGUAAAUGCGUACGACAAUGCAACGGUUACAUGAUAGACAGUUCCCGAAUUCCGUCCCGGGCCGGUGAACUGUUCGGAUUCCGGGCCGCGCUGGAGCGACUUGGUCCGGAUUCGGUCGCUCGCGGCUAUCCCCGGCAGCCCGGAUUCACUCGGCACAGUGAUAAUUCCCAUCGCAUUUUCUCCGGGCCCGGGGCCGACCGCCAUGCCAGCAGCGCGUUUAGAAAAAAAAAAAAAUAGUAACGCUUUACUUCGCGGGCCCGCGUAUGUCGGGCGCAAAAACGCUCAUCCAAUUUUUCCCUUUAUUUACCCGAUAUUCAACAAAAGAACCCGCGAGUCGGGCCGCACAAACACCGUCGUGUUUUUCGAGUUACUUCAUUACCGUGGUGUUUGUUACGGCAGGGACGGAAUUCGCACGUAGCCGCACAAUAGUGUACAUUAUAUAAUUAUAGAAAAUCGCCGUUUACAAUGAGUUAUACAAUAUCAUUGUAGACGUUUUUUCAUUUUUUUAUAAAUAUAAACUUAUUUCCUGGUUAGCCAGCCGUACCUCGAAACAACAUGACGAAACGAAAUCGAAAUAUUCUCCCGUGUUCGCGCGGCGGGUAAACAAAUUAUCCGUCGAACAUAAAAUAUCGGAAAAAAAAAAAUAAGAUUUUCUCGUAUACAGUUAUGUUAUCCGUAUAAUUUUUUUUUAUCGAACGUCAAUAACGUUUUAUUAUACAUGCUCGUAUAAAUGUAAUAUACGUUUAAAUAACAUCAAGUAUACCGUCGCGGUUAUUGUUUUUUGUUUUUUUAUUUUUUUUUUUUAACAAUUCAACUAUACAGUCAUCAUAAUAUAAUAAUAAUAAAAAAAAAAAAAAAAUACGCGUAAAAAAAAAUAAUAAUCAUAAUAAUAAUACUACUAAACGCCUCGCUACAUAUGACUUUUACGAGAGUGAAAAUACACCGGCUAUAUAUAUUUAUGUAUAAGUUAAACGAGUCGUGUUUCGUGUGCUGUUCGACAUGGCGAAGGGUAAAAAUGUAUACGCGCGUGAAAAGUUUUGUAUUUAUUUGCGAACUUUCGUCCGUAUGUACCUACCUAUCUAUAUGUAUACAUAUAUAUAUAUAUAUAUUCGUUUAUCGAUUUCGACCUCGUAUACCUACGUAAAAAAAAAAAAAAAACCAAACACACAUCACGCAUCAGCAGCAGUAUAUAUUAUAUGCUUCGCUAUAUGUCUGCGUUAUUAUUAUGAUUAUGAUUAUUAUUAUUAUAACGUAGUAGGUAUAUAUUUGAGGGGACGUAAAGUUUUCCGUUUGCGAAACAUGCAUCAAUAUAUCCGUAUAUUAGUCCGUAUUACGUGCCCGCACAUUUCCCGCCGUUAGAUGUACAAUAAUUUUGCACGUAAGAAAUGCGGGGCAUUUUUUAAGAAGGUUAUUUCUAUGUUCAGAUGCGGGACACACAGUUUGCAUAAAGUCUAUUACGGGAAACCUAGUAGUAGUGGCGGCGUGAAGUUUUUGUUCCUCCCGUGAAGCAGUUUUAGUAAACGUAAAAUUGCAAAUAACUAACCAACCCAAUCCCAGAAGAAUCAGAAGCCGUAUACUGAGGCUAUGCUAUAGACUUAUUGUAGUUCAUCCUUUUCGUUAACAUAUGUUAUGAUAAAAUAUCACACAUCCUGCCGUCCAUUCAGUUAGUUAGAUGAUGAAGCAGCUGCUUUAUAACGAUACCCAUUCACGUCCCCGUGCAACAGUAAGAGAUUUUGCUUACUGUGUGUCCACUAAAAAAUAAAUGGUAAAUGUUUGAAAUAGUAGAUUGUGUAACAACACAUUUUAUUUUAUUUACCAGUAUAAUAGUGAUCUCAUUGUAUUGUAUCAGUUUAUCGAGUUUCACUUGGAAUUAUUAUUUUAAUGCAAUCAUUGAUAAUUACCGUUGCUAUCAGUACGUACAAACUAGUUAUAAAUUACCCUAUGUAUAAUAUAAAUGGUCUACUAACGGUGCGAAACUGCGAAGCAUGUCCAGCAUUUUUUUAGUUAUUUACUGUCACGUUGAUCCGUAUAAAUACGUAUACGGUGACAACAUAUUAUAUUUCACAGACUAGACAUAUAUUUAUUAUUAUUCGCGUUUAUUUUUUAUUAUCCUAUAAUAUAAUGGUGUAAAAAAAAAAAAAAAAAACACCUACACUCGUCCAUCACGUAAUAUUGUAAUUUUAUUCCGUUAAAAGAGAAUAAAAUAUUAAGUAAUCAUAUGAAUAUAUUAUGCUACACAAUUAGUUGGGUUGUGUGAAUUGUGUGACGUGUUGUAUCGCACAAGUCUCUAUACGUACCUCGGUUGAUUUAGAGUUACAAUUUUUUUAUGAUGAUGAAUACAUAUAAAAAUGUAUACGAGUAAAUAAUGUUGAUUAACAUGGAAACCUGCAGGAGAAUAAUUAGUACGUAAUAAUAUAUUGCUGCAUAUUACGUAUGUAUAUCUAAAGACCAUCGCCGCCGUCUAGCUACAGCACAGUCUACAACGGGAAAAGAAUUUCAUCGACUCAUUAUUUAUUUAAACAAUAAUAAUACAUAAAAGUAUAGGUAUCGGUAUGGUUCUUGCGACUGCAGCAAUACCUAUAAUUUAUAAAAAAAAAAAAAAAAUAUACAUUUGUAUGCGUAUAGGUAUAUGUAUAUAAUUAUUUAUUAUGUAUAAAUACUACAUGAGCAAGUAUAGAAUUUUAUAAGCUAAAUAGUUAGUGUAUAUAAUAUAAAGUACGAUUGCUGCGAUAUGUUUUAAAAUAGUAUUAUAUACUUAAUAUUAUAAAAAAUGUAUAGGUUAUAAUAAUAGACUAUAAUUUUAAAUACUGCAGAAAAUACGAUUUAUUACGUUAAUUUUUUUUUUUUUUUUAUUGACAUUCUUUUUUUAGAUUCGAAAGGAGGGAAGCGAUUUUAAGUAUAGAACUAUAUUACGGUGGCGUAAAUAAGAUUGCAAAAAAAAAAAAAAAUAAGCAAACCUAAAAUUGAUAUGUUUGUCCGUUGAUUUCUUUAACUAAAUUUAAAAAUAUACUAAUAAUUAUUGAAAAAAGAAAAUAAAUUACACACCUACAUGAUAAAGUACCUAAAUAUAACUUAAACACAAUAUAUAUAAUAUAUGAAACUGUUAAAAUAAAAAUUUAAAAAUGGCAAUUUAGGGUAGUAUGGCUCCCAUGCCUCCACCCUCCUGGCUACGUUACUGAACUAUUAGUAUUGCCUGUGCAUUUUAAUACUGAGUUAUUUAGUUUUUAGAUUCUAAGUGAUACGAAGAAGCUAUAUAUUAUAGUUUUACUACAAAAUAUUAUGGGUCUUAAACGGUAUAUAAUAACUAUAAUGAUAAACAAGAUGAUAAAUUUUCCUCUCGGAAAAAACUUUCAACAAAUGUCGAUAAAAUUAUUACUUUUAUUUUUAUGGAUCCUACCAUGGCUACGAAGAAAAACAUGACUCCAACCUUUGCAGUUUAUCACAUAGAAUCAUUUUUUGAUUGUAAUGAUUUGUCGUUGCUCUCGGUACCUAUAUAAACUGUAAUAGAUACUACUUAUCUUAUAAUACCUUCAAAACUUCCCACGUACAAGUAUACAUACAGUAGAUCCUAGACACGGUGCGUAGUAUGUCCGGUUUUAUUUUACAUAAUAAUUUCCUCCGUCAAAUGUAUCAGUGUAAUGGUUGAAAAAAAAUAUAAUCAGAUUGGUUAAAACUGUUAAAAGAGAUAAUUUCCAAUGUUUAUAUAAGUUUAUAUACGAGCAGGUGAGGAGGUAUACAUUAAAUAUAACAAUUCGCCACAUACUGCAAGUUUAGGUAAUAGAUCGAACGUGUUGAUUUCUUUAGAUUUAUAUAAUAAUGUAUUAUUGUGUAUAGUGUUGAUUGAAUGAAGAGAAUUGCGUUGGUUAAGUGUAAUGAAUACUGUAUAAUAGCCCCUUCGCAUCAUUGAGAAUUAUACUCUUCAAUAGUUAAUUUUCCUAAUCUAACCUAACAUUAAUAAUACAUGCAGCAAGAUACGAAACAAAUAAUAUUUAUAUCGUGAUUAAACGUUUAAACGUACCUAUACAUAAUACGUAUCCAUGUAUAAUAGCCGAUAUAAUUAUAUUUCUUAUUUUAGAAUAUAUUUCUUUUCGCAUGAAGAUAUAGAAUGAUACCGAAAUGAUCCGUUUUUGAAAUUACUAUAAAAUAGGGGUCUGCUUAUUCCAUAUAUUAUUUUCUCUCCAUCCGCGGCUGUAUAAUACGAGUAUGCUCCACCGUUUGUACGUGAUGUGUUUAUAGAGACGAGUCGUCAUAUAUAUAUUUAUUUAUCUGUAAUACACACCAACCAUCAUGUAUAAUAUAUUAUUCGUUUUAACCAAUCAAGACGACGAGUUUUUUUAGCUUUAUAAAUCCAACGGAAACUUUAUGUACGACAUAAUACAUUACACAUUAUAUGUACCUAAGCUAUCUCCAAAUAACACCUUCGGAAGCCAACAAGGUAAACAUUUAAUAUUGCCGGUGUAAUAUUUUACAGGUACAAAUAUAAACAGUAUUUAAUUGAAACUGAUUUUUGUGGAAUUUUUUAUCGCGUCUGUAUGUAUACCUGUUAUAUUAUAUAUUUUUUCCAGCCACUCUUAGACACUUUUAGCUGUUCCUUCCAUACAAAAUCGAAUUAAAUUCUGGAAAAAAGUUUUUUUUUUUUUUUUUUUUUAUAGGCGAAUUAAAGUGACAAAUGAAUUGAUUGAAUUUCAAUACAAAUUUCACCGUGUUGGUAGGAUGUUUUGUACUUUGUAUACCCUAACAGAUCCCCCGAAUGAAGCUCUGCACGGGAUGAAAUCUCGUGUAUGGUUUUAGUAUCGAGAAUGUGUCUUUUGGGGGUUUUAACUAUCAACUCCCAUUCUUACCAUUUUUAUGAUAAAAUUCUAUCAUUUCUUUAUAAAGCAGUAUAAUUAUAGUGUAGUAGGUAUAUAUUUGUAUUACAUUAUUAUUAUUAUUAUACUAAAGUAUAGGUAUCCGGUUAUUUGUUGUUUUGCUAAGUUCUAUAGUACAAAAUGGGUAGAGCAAAUUCGUGUCUUUUGAUCGAGCUCUGCCGCUCGCGGGCGUUUUUCUUAGCGAGGGGUACAGCGUUUUUAUCCCCGAAAACCCCCAACCUCCAACCACCCAUCUUAUUACAUCCGAUAAUAUUAUAGGUAUACCGCAGGCGCAGUAUUUAUCGUUGUAAGAAAAAUGACAUUAUAUUCCCGCAGCGAUAACGAUUUAUUAUUAAUGUACUGUAACCACGUAAUAAUAAUAUACACUAUUAACUUUCUCCGUGUGUGUCGUCGUUGAGUUUCGGGCAAAAGUGCGUUUACGGUUAAAAAAAAAAAAAAAUGUCAAUUGUUAUAAAAACGCGACAAGACGACGCGGCGAUGAGAACGCGCAAUUCGCAAUCGUUGACGGGCAUGAUGUCGUACAGACAGAUCGGGGGAACGUCUGAGGGGUGGACCCGCGAUGAGCGGCGAUGUACGCGGUGGAUCGCAGGCGGUGCGACGGGGUAGGUCAGAGGGACGCGGCGGAGGGACGUGCCGCGGGGCAUUUACGUUAAACCGCCACUUGCGUACGCAACGAUCAAUUUGCGGCGUCCCGAUAAAAACGUCGCGUAUAUAAUAUACGGCCGUGCGCGGGGCACGGGCAGCACACGCAGCGGCCGGCCGACGACCGAACGGACGGACUUCGGCCGGCGGCGCGCGGCGGGGCGGGUGGACGCGGCAGCAAAUGGCGCCCGAGAUCGAUGACGGAGAGUCCCACGCGCGCCGCUCGUCAAUUGGUCCAUCGGCGCUCCACCCCUCCGCUCGCUCGCCCGCGGACGGCCGGCGAGGCGCGCGCGGCGGCGGCGGGACACUCCAGGCGUUUCGCGCGCGCUCCCCCCCCCUACUCCUCCCCGCCGCCGCCGCCGCCGCCGGGCCGGCGAGUGCCGGCGGUGGGCCGAUGCCGCCCAUAUAAUAACGCGCGCGCGAAUUGGUUUCCGUGACCGGAGUGCACAAACGGUCGGUCGGCCGCCUUUUAAUAUACGCCGCGGCCGAAGACGCGACGGGUCGACGCGGUUAAGGAGAACAUCGCCGUGCCGGUUAGCAGCGGUGCGGUGGGAGGGGCGGUGGUGUCGAACGGCAGUGGGUCGGGAACGCGGGGAAUUUAUGCGGACAAUGCGCGUAAACGGUUUUCGGUAUUCCGCACGUGUGCCCCCGAGUCGGGUUUUCCAAUUUAUUAAACGAUAAGCGCGCGGACGGUCCACCCGCCGCCGCCGCGUAUAAAAUACCAUGUACGUAUACACACUUCCGGUCGCGACGAGCGAAAGCGGACGCGCCGCGUGAAUUGCAAUUUUCGUUUCUCCGUCGGUUUUUCCGUUCGACUGUGUACCGCGUUUAGAAGUAAAAAAAAAAAAAAAAAAACCAUACCUAAUACUAUUUUACGAUAUCACCACGCGGCGCACGUCGCGCCGCGUGCGCUGGCUGGCUGUUUGUUGCGAUUAUCAUUCGGGCUUGUGCUCUCGCGUGUAUAUUAUAGUAUUAUACGAGGUAUAUAUAUAUACACGAAUAAGGCGUACACACACACACACACACACAUAUAUAUACAUUCGCCAAAUACCUAUAAUACAUAAUACAUAAUAUAUAUGUGUACCUAAUACGGUUUGUAAAACGUUCGCAUCACUGCAGCAGCGAGAAACGCAAUCGUACUAAGUGACCGCGCACGGCUAUACAUGUAUACAUGCAUACGAUCCCGGGGAGGCGAUGCGUGUGCGCUGCGUAGAAAAAUGUGAAAUUUGAAUGCGGUAUAUGAUAUCCGGGAAGAAACUGUUUCCCACACCGCUCCCGCCAUUUACGAAUAGAGAAAAUGAAUAGAGAAAUGGGGAUAGUGUUGCGGAACAAACGCGCCGGAAGCGGACCGCUGCGGCAUAAAUAAACGCGCGCAUCAUACACGUGUAAAUAAAAUAUCCGUAACACGUGUACGAAAUUAUAGUGGCUCCCGAAGAAAAUUAAGUAACGCGCCGUAUAUGUUAUAAUAUUAUACACAAUAUGUGUUAUUUAUAAAAAGCUCAUCCAAAUUUAAUAUACACGGUAUCUAAAAUAAUCUAAUACGUAUAAUAAAUAAAAUGCAUGCGUUUGUACUGCGUAGUAUAGCGUGUACGCCGUGUGUAUACACCACCGUAAUGUAUAAAUGUAAAAAAAAGCGAAACUCCAUUUCAUUCGCCCACUGACUAAACACGAAAUCCCGAAAACUACUUGACCCAUAUGAAUGCGAAAUUCGGCGGGUCGAAGACGUCGCAGCUAAGAACGGAUUGUGUGACGGGGCCGAAUUAAGGGGGUCGUCGACAAACGGAGAUUUUCGUGAGGUUAGGUUAAGUAUUGGGUCGAAAACAACCGUGGAAAUUAUUUGAGACCCGAUAAAUAUGAUUUUCUUUACACUUCCUCUUUAGCCGUAAUUUCGUGUUUCACAGAGAAACAAACAGUUAAAAUAUUUCAACCGUUAUUGCGGGUAAUUUGUAAUUGAAAAGGCUUUCAUAUUGAGUUACAUUCAAAAUGAGUUGCACUCACAGUUUCAUUUCGUCGAGCCACGUCGGGCAAUUUUCAGCUAGUAAAAUACCUAGGAUAUACAUUACGAUGUUUAUUAUAGUGUAAACUAUAAAUUAGUUAUAUAUAAGGUAUCUACACACAGAAUCUGUGUCUUAGACAUUUUACGAUUGCGAACAAUGAAAUUCAAUAGUAACAAAUUACGUAGCACAAUAUUGUAAUUUUUUUUUAAAAAAAAUCAUCACAUCUGUCGUAUUGAAUCUAUAGAUCGGAGAAAAUAGAAAUGCAUAGAUCGUAACUAUGGAUAUAUUAUAUACACGUAUGUAUAACUGUGACGUGCCAAUGAAUUUUCAAUGAGAGGCAAUGUAUACUAAAUAAUAUGCACGAUUCACAUUAAUAAAUUUUAGUCUUCUUUAGCGUUAUGCCUAACACGGCUAUACGAAUUUAAAAGCCGGAUCCAAAACAGCCAGUAUUUUAUUCAUUAAAUCAAGGUUUUCCUUCCCCCUCCGCGUAACUCGACUGAAAUACAAAAUUACUGAAUUAACAAAUAAAUACUUGCAGUUAUUUUGUAUUGUGUCGAUUGGGUAAGUGGUAUAGCCCCCUCCUGCACGCGUCAUCGAUAAUUAGAAAUUAGGUGACACGUCAGUAAACACCGAUUAUCGGGCUCAAUAGAAACAUUCGUUUAUCGGCUUAUUGCAGGACUUAAACCGGCUUUAAACUGUAUACCUAUAUAAUAUAUAUGUAUGUACUAUAACAACGGUUAAUAUAGAAUUCAUUUUUUCAGACCGGUACUGUAUACCGUUAAAACAUGCGAAUUUUCCGUUUAUUUUUAUUUGACAAUUUAUUCGAAAUGCCUAAUAUUUUUUUCCGAAAAAUUGAUUUUACGUCAUUUUUUUUUUUCAAACAAAUUUUUGGGAACUAAAAUGUUUAUAUUUGUUCAUUAUCACCUUAAAAACGACGAACAUACUUCGCACGAUGGAUGGCCCACUGUUGCGAAGUGAGAAACUGGGAAGGUAGGAUAUACAGGAGAAUUUAAUGCAUAUCUGUAGGUACGCAACGAUAAAACAUCGCUCACAAAAACGACUCUGAGCGGAGUUCGGUUGUACAUGUUUUAAAAGGCCGUAAUAUUUACGAUUUUCUUUACAUUUUGAUAUUAAAAUUUGUGUUAAAAAAUUAAUUUUUAGUUAAUUUUUUUUUCAUAAAGUAUAACUUAUAAUGAAUCUCUUGUCAAAAGUUUCUGUUUGGCUAAACAAUUUUCUCCACAGAAUACCUAUCAAAUAAAAAUUACGUAAUAAUUUUCGAAUUAAAACUAUUUAUAGACAUAAAUAGCUCAAAUAUUUUUAAAAUUGUAUAGCUUCUAGAAAAUGCAAAUAUAAGUGUUCUGUCCAAAUUCCAAGUCUCUACAAAUAUUUUUUAACUGAACCACAAUGAAAAAACAAAAUUGAACGUAAUACAUUUCGUACAUUUUCCUAUUUAUCCUAUUUUUCCUAUUUUCUUUUUUCCUAUUUAUCAUGUAAUCCCAUUGGAAAAUCAAAAAAUAACUUCUCUAAAGUACCACCCAGAUAAAAUUUACUUUCAGAAAAGCUUCUAAACUUAAGAAUUAGAGUAAGUUUUCUGGUAGAAAAGUCUUUCACAGGAACAAAAAAAAAAUGAUCAAAAAUGUUUUAUCAUAUAUAUAUAUAUAUAUAUUAUAAAUUCACCUAUAAUUACCAAUAAAUCUUGACAUUGUCGAUGUAUUUUUGUUUUUGAUUCGAUUUAUGCGAAUAGUUCAUCCGAAAUAAAUAUUUGUCCGCCAAGGAAGAAAACCUCCACAAUUUUACGCUGCGAUAAUCUAUAAGAUUCCAUCAUAAAUUAUUGUUCUCAAGGCUCAACACAAAAUUUGUCACAAUAAUAAAUUUAUGUAUAACCGUACAAAGUUCAUAAAAAAAAAAACUCCCCCCAACAUUAUUAAUGGAACCGAAAAAUACGUAGAUAGGCACGCGUGAAAAACUGCCAGACGACGUAACGUUGCGAAAUUACGUCAGGUACACGGUAUGACCAAUAACAGAAUUGUGGCGUUUAGGUGGAAAUUACCCGCGUUGCAGGUAGGUACAACAGGCGGCGCGUGUUAGUUUCGCUUUCAAAUAUCCGUAUGUGCAGCAUAACGUAUUGUUUGGUUCGUCCGGCAUUUCAUAUAAGGGAAAAGCUAAAUGGGUACGCAAUCGAUGGGCGCGAUGUGCCCCGGAAAAACCGCGUCUUCCUCAUUAAAUCGCGUUGUCCGCAUCUGCAGUAGCGUGUACAUAAUACUAUGAACGCUUAAGGGGGGGGGGAAACCUCGAGGGAAUAAAAUCGACGUGGAAAAAAAAAAUUCGGGCGGUGAUAUUUCGUUACUCGCGCGUAUAUUUAUAUAUAUUUAUGUAUGUGUGUGUGUGUGUGUGCGCGCGCGUCUAAACACGUAUAAUACGUAUGAUAAUGUCAUUUCGCGUGUCGGGAUAAAUAAAAACGCGGGGGCCGAGAAAAAACGCGUCCGGUAAAACGUACGGGCAAUAAAGUCGAAUUACCGGCGGGGCACCCGGCGGCGGCGGUUCCCGUUCGUUCGCCCGGAGAGUGAUUGAUGUCGCCGUUGGCGGAGACGUUUAAAUAAUUUAUUAAUCGGCGCCCCCUCCCUCGUGCGCGCGCGGCGGAGUACCGUCGAAGACGCUGCCGCCGCCGCCGCCGCCGCCGAAAUCCGGGUCGUCCGUGUCUCGCGCUCCCCCCUCGCUGCCGCGACGUCCUGUCGGCGGAAUAAAUCUCCAUUUAAGAGUAACGAACGACCGCCGCCGUCACGAUUGCCGCGGGGCGGGCGGACGAGACGCUCGUUGCGUCCAAUUAUGCGCAAUUAUUCGCCACCGUGUAUAUGCAUUCAUAUAUUUAUAUGUAUACACACACACACACACACACACACAAACACAUUUUAUACAUACCCUAUAUAUUAAACACGGGCGCGUGUACAACGCUGGACGCGCAUUAUAGGCCCGAUCGCGCACGAUUUACUGUUUCGGCAACACGAUUGCGGCACGAAAUCGGCCGUACAACAAAUAUAAAACUCGUAAAACGUCACGAUUGCAGUGUAUACACGGAACGUCGCGGCCUAACGUCUAAUUGUAUACAAUUUUCAAAAGUGCACGGUAAGAUUUAUAAAUAUCACUUAACGAACGCGAUUUAUAAUUGACGAAUUUAAAAUAACAUUUUGUGCGUAAUAAUAAUUUGUGCAUCAAAAUCGAAAAGACACGGACAUAAUUCGAUGUCGGUGGGCGGGUCACCAUUGCUACUGAAAAACGAUUCGGAGCGAAGUUUCUUUUUUUUUUCCACGUGUACGUACAUUCUCCCUAAUUAUUACGAAAACCGCUUGAAAAUCAAAAAAAAAAAAAAAAAAAAUUACUUUCCUAAAGUACCAACCAGACAAAAUUACCAUUCAGAAAAGUCGCUACACUUGAAAAUCGGAGCAAGUUCUCUUGUAUAAAUGUUGUUCACAGGUAAAAAAAAAAAUAGGUUCCUCGCCACGCUCCGUAUCUAAAAUUUAGUGUACAAUUUAAUUUAAGUAUAAUAAUAUAGCCGAGUUUAUUUGCUAUACAAAUAUUAAUAAUAUGUAUAUAAAUAUAGACCGAAAUAUCACAAACAAUUUAAAUAAAUGUUUUCCUCAGUAAAUAUAGAGCCAAUUUAAGAUAAAUACAUAAUAACAUUUUUGUCAACUUUAUACCUAUUAUAAAUCUUAAUAGCAGAUAAAAUCUGCUACAGUGAACUUUUAUUACACGGUAAUCAUUUUAUAUCGUUUUCAGUUUCCUCUAAAUUAUGUAGUGUAUUAUGUGAUUUAGUCGCUGAACAACGUACGCAAUCCUAUUCCACCCAGUGUUGGGAAAGUUCCCUUUAAAAAGCAAUUCGUUCCUGUUUCUUGUUCUUUUUUUUUAUUAAUACCUGAUGCAAAAUAAUUUUUUAUAAUCUUAAUUUGAAAACAUCACUAAAUAAUUUGCUUUGGACAUAUAUUUUUAUGUAUUACACAAUAUAGAUUUGAUAUAACAGGGUUUCUUGAGUUAUUUAUUAGUCACGUUUUCAUAAAAAAAAAAAAAAUAAAUGUAAUGAGAGUUAAUCAAGUCAACUAAAAUUGAAAACUAUUCUUACUUCUUUGAAUUGACAUUAUCAUUAUUACCAAGACAGUUUACAUCGCGGUUAUACGAGUAUACAACCGUGGUUUAAAUUAAUAUUAUCAUAUUAUGUACCUUAUUGUAUGUUAAUAAAAAUGGAAAAAUUGGGAUUGCGUUAUUGCAAUAAUUUCAGGCAUUAUGGUAAUUAAUUAGAAACUGACGAAGUAAUACCAAUACUAAGUGAUUUCUACAAUAUUAUCACUAAAAUGACAUGCGUUUCAUUUCCUCCCCCCUCCGUGCUAUUAAAAUACCGCCUGUGCGCAACGGGAAUUUGCGUUCACGUUCCUCAUAAAUAGGAACUCUUUCCCAUUCCCCGUUCCUUUCCAACACUGAUUUUACCCGUGUAAUGUCCCAUGCUUGUUUCCCGACGAUCAACGCACCCGGAGUAGGAUUUAUGUAUGUGCGUAGGUUUAUUCGACCACUCGGUGCUGCGUCACGUUAAAGUCUUAUAGAAAGAAAAAGAUUAGAAGUCCACGAUCGUCCCAGAUUCCGUUAAAUCAAUGUACGUUAAAUCGGUGGACAGUUGGAAAUAAAUAAUCGUCUAUAUAUUGGAUAUGGUUUUUAUUUACGUUAUUCUUUAUUUUUCACAAAUUGUUAUUAUGUUAAUCAAUUUUAAUUUUUGUAUUGAGGAAUCUGAGCACCAUCAUUUUUUUUUUAUCUCAAAACAUUGUGUACAGGGCUAACUAUUCUGCGUAGAGACGUUCGGUUUCGAUGAUUCUUUUUUUUGUCUUCGGAAAGAAGAUAAUUUCGUACAAGAUGCACUGAACUUUUAUAUUGCAUUACACGAGUAUAACCAAAAACUACGGGAAAAAUUAAUUUUAAUAAAUUGAUAAAAAUUGCUCUAAUUACACUGUUUAGAAAUACAGUUUUAAAAAUUCAUUCCAAUAGUAAGAAUAGUUUUCAACUUUCAAAAAAAAAAAAAUCGAAUUUAAAACCGAAUAUUUGCACGCAGGGGUAUGAAGAUGUUCAUACAGUUGUGGAUGACCGGAUCCGUGUGUACACUUAUCCAAACAGAAGUAGAGCUUUUGGUAUUUUUAGAAUGACGUCUGUUGAGGGAUGAAACAUCAAGGAUGAAAAACCAGUGAUUAGUGGAUCAAUUAGUUUUCGCGGAAAGUACCCUUUUAAAAUACAUACUGUUCAGCGAUAACUGUUAGCUAAGUAGGAUAUUAAGGAAGGUUUGAUUAAAAUCUUUUUUGACAGAAUUAAAUUCAACAUUGUGUUAAUUUGCGAUUACAGUUGUUCGUGUUUUCAACCAUUUUUGUCAUUAAUAAUUAAUUUAAAAUGCUGAUAGAAAUAAAUUGGAAAAUUGCUAUUCACAUAAAACCCGACAAAACUUAAAAAUUGUUAAAGGCCUUAAAUUACUCAAAAAAAAAAAAAAAACAAAAUAUGUUUAAAAUUGUACCACAUCUAGAAAGUGUCAAUAUACAUAUAUUAUAUUCUCCGACGAUUUCAAGUCUACGAUUAUAAAAAAAAAAAAAAAAAAAAAAAAAUAUAUAUAUAUAUAUGUACGUAUGCGUUAUACAUACGGUACACCGAAAACGAUAGAUCCGAAAAAUAAUAAAAACGGCAAUUCGAUUAACAACGAGGGGGCUUAUUGUUACUCGUGCUGCACGUGUUACAAAUUACAAUAAUAAUAAUAAUAAUUGGUUAUACACGAAGUCGUUAUUACAGUGUAUGAAGGGCCGUCCGAAUUAUAUGUUACGGUUUUGACAGGGCGUAGGGAGGUGCGUGUACCCGUAUCGUUUUACUCGUUGCACACUCAGGCCCGCAACAGCAGAACUCGGAGUACGCGGUGUGGACAUUAUUAUAAUGUUUUGAUAGAGACAUAUUUAUUAUAAUCUGUACAAACGUUUCGCAGUCUCUCGUUUAUGCAUUUUUGUUCAUCGAUGUGAAAACAUUACCACGGCGACGGAACUGCGGUCAUUAUACGGUAAACAAUUUGAAAGUCUAUUUUUAGAAUUCACAAGUACAUCCGUUUUUCGUAAAACGUGUGCAUACAUAUAAAUAUGCGACAGCCUGUGAAAAUAUUUAUGUAUAUUUUUCAUGGCCGUUUUUUCGGAUUUUCAAGUGUAGCAAAGAAGCAAAAUUAAUAAUUUAACUAACACAUGGUUUUGUCUUGCGGUAAACACUUUUUUGGUUGUUCGGAAAAUUGUGCACGAUUGCAAAUCGUAGCAUUUUAAUACCCAAAAAUGUGUACUUUUAACAAUAUGCAAACAAUUUUGUACACCGUUUAUUAUUAUUUUUUUUUUUUUGCACUGAACCAGUUUUUUAAUCAAUAAUAAUAUUAUAUUUCUAUAGGUGUUCACUUUAAAACAAUAUAUUGUGCGUUUGGCAUCUUUUAACAGUCAGCUGCUAUCGCGGACGAAAUAUUAUUCAGUUAUAAAAUUAUAAUAUUAUUAUUAUAUUUUAUAUAUUUAUAUAUAAACCAACAAUAAUCCAAAUAAUAUAUUUUACUACACGCUGAAAAUUACUGAAUAAAUACACUGUUGCAGUAAGUAAAGAAAAGAAAAGAAAAAAAAUUACAGAAUCACAUAAAGAGAUUACAAAUGAAACAACAUUACAUUUUUAAUAUCCAUCGUACUGUAUUUUAUACCGUAAAAAAAGAAUAUUAAAAUCAUAUAGUUGCAGGUAUAUAUAUAUAUAUAUAAGAAAAAAACCAAAUAUACUCGCGUUAAAAAACGUAUAAUAUUAUAANAUAUAAUUCGAACAAAGUACGACCUCUUACAUAAUUAUAUUUUAAUAAGUAAACGCGUAUUUUUCUAUAUCUGCAGCGGUGUCCUGCAAUGUUUUAACGUCUCAUUGGGUAGAAAACGAAAUAAAAAGUAAAUAAUGUAUACAAAUUAAUGCACUUUUUUUUAAACCCCGUGUUAUUAUUGUAUAGUCACUAUAGUAUAUAAUGUGUACUUAACCUACAAAAAUUUACACUUUUCACAGAAUCGUAUAAUUUUCUUCGCGUUCUCUCUCCCAUAUUUAUAUUUUAAUUCUAGAGAAAUAUAUUCAAAUUAUAAAAGACGCGAUGUAGCAGAAGUAACUUAAUAGUAUAUGCAACAAAAAUGCAUAUUAUUUUAUAUGUAUAUUAAUCAUUCGUCUGUUAUUUCAUAUUUGUGCGUGUGUAAGUUUUAAUAAAUUAAUAAAAGAAAAACAAUACACAUUUAUCGUAAUACUCCAGGCGACGCAUUCAUUUAUUUAUUUAUUUAUAUGUGUGUAGUUUUUAUUUUUAUUUCUAUAAACGCAACGAGAAAAGCUUAUAGCGGCUUGAACAUAAUGUUAUAUAUCCGAGCACACAGUGGUAGUCUAGCCACGAGAGUUAGGGAGAAAAUAUUUGUCUAGAAUCCGAACACGAAUAUGGGAGAGAGAACGCGAACAAAAAUUAUACGAAUCUGUGAAAAAUAUAACUUUUUGUAGGUUAAGUAUACAAUAAAACGGCUAUACAGUAAUAAACACGGGCCUUAAAAAGAGUACAUCAAUUUGUAUACAUUGUUCACUUUUUAUUUCGUUUUCUACCCAAUGAGACGUAAAAACAUUGCAGGACACUGCUGCAGAUAUAGAAAAAUACGCGUUUACUUAUUAAAAUAUAAUUAUGUAAGAGGUCGUACUUUGUUCGAAUUAUAUAUUAUAAUAUUACACGUAUUUUAACGCGAGUAUAUUUGUUUUUUCUUAUAGACGUGUACACCUGCAACUAUAUGGUUUUAAUAUUAUUUUUUUGCGGUAGAAAAUACAGUACGAUGGAUAUUAAAAAUGUAAUGUAAAACAUUCUUUUUUUUUCUUUUAUUUUAUUUACUUACAGCAACAGUGUAUUUAUUCAGUAAUUUUCGGCGUGUAGUAAAAUAUAUUAUUUGAAUUAUUAUUGGUUUAUACAUACAUAUAUAUAUAUAUAUAAAAUGUAAUAAUAACUGAACAAUAUUUCGUCCGUGAUAGUAGCUGGCUGCUAAAAAAUGUCGAACGCACAAUAUAUUGUUUUAAAGUGAACACCUAUAGAAAUAUAAUAUUAUUAUUGAUUAAAAUACUGGUUCGGUGCAAAAAAAAAACGGUGUUCUAAAUUGUUUGCACGCUGUUCAAAAUACACACUCUGGGGGGAUAUUCGAAAACUCGCAUUUAGAAUUUUAUCGAGUAAAUUUACUCUUAUCGGUCUAAUCAAUUGUAUUCACAGGCCAAACCGAACAUUUUCAUUAGGAAGGACAAAAAUAUAUCAAAUUCGUCCACCAUAAAAAAAUAAAAAACAAACCAAUUAGUAGCUUAAACAUAAUAUUAUACAUCCGGACAUAAAGUAGUGGUCCAACCACGAGAGUUAGGUUGAUAUUAUACCUCCCUAGGCCGGCGUGCUGCUUGAGUCGAUGACGGCUAAAAGAAAAAUACACGUGUAUAUAUGAAUUUGUUUAUGACAUUGUCUAUAGGUUAUCAUUUAGGAAGUUGAUUUACAAUUUCAAGUUUUGAUAUCCUCCGUAAUUGAUAAGUUAUUAUUUUUAAAAAUUUCAUGAAAUAACCACAUUAAAUUUAUAACGAUUUUGGGUUCGCAAAAUUUUAAAUAGAAAAAUCGAUUUUUAUACUUGAAAAAUUUAAAGGUUAGGUUAGGGGAGUUGGACGGAUAUUGGGAAUAGUAUGCAUCCAACUUGUCACCGUUUAUUGGUCUAAAUCGUCAUAUACGCCCGUAAAAAUGAGUAAGUAUCCGACAGCAGAUUAGUGGAAAAGACUUAUCAUUAAGGUGGUCAUUAAACAGUAAAAACAAUUUUUAAAAUUUUACGAAAUUGAAAACAAUUUGGAAAAUCGCUUUCCAUCUACUGAUUGAUAGUAUUAUAUAUUGACACGAGCAAAUACUUUUUGGAGAUGUUUAUUUGAAAUCAACAUUAUAGAAUGUAGGAUUCUUUUUAUUUCUUUUUUAUAAUCUAUACUUUGGUGAACUCGGUGAUUUUGUCAUUUACUCACGACGAAUCGAAAUAUCUCUGCGGCAUGAACGAUAAAACCUUUCAUUUUUUGAAGUUUAUAAAUAUAAGCACAUACUUUUUUUUCUUAGGCGAAUUUAAUAAUUUAUAUAUUACAUUCAUAAUUUAAUAUGUAUAGCGAUUAUCCGUAAAAUAUAUAAUACGCCAUGAAAUCAUAAUUAUUAUGAUAAAAAGGAAUCGUCAAAAGGUUUAGUGCGUAAUAUUAUGCGACGAUGUGUGACCCAGUGUCUCACGAUUUUUUCCUAAAAAUCUUUGUAAAUAUUAAAAAUUUGUAUUUAUUUAAUUUUUUCAAUCGAAUUUUGUGUCAAGACACAUAAUGUAUAGAGAGACAUUAAAUUUCUAUUAUUUUGACCACUUUUAAUCACUAUGGAAAAAAAAAACUGUUCCUUUUUUUGAAAUAUUGUCGAAACAGGCACUUUGUAAUGGAAGUUAUUCUAGAAAUGUCUAAUGUCUAAUUCAUUACAUACAUAUCCGAUAAACAGUUUCUUAUUGUGAUAGCUUUUUCAUUUUUAGAAAAGUGACGUAAAUUAGGUACUUUUUUUAUGAUGCCGUAAUUGCAAUUCCCUAUCGCGACAGGUGCGUAUGCACGGGAGGGAUUUGGGGAUCUAUUCAGCAUUUUUAGAAUAAUAUCUAUGUAACAAAAAAGUAGUUGUUUUGAUAAUCUAUUAUUUUUAGUAAUAUUAAGGGUAGAAAAUAAAAACCGUAAGUUCUCGCUACGUGUAAAUACAUAUAUACAAUAUAUAUUCUAAAAAAAAAAUCCGAUUGAAAAAAAAAACAUGAAUAUUAAUAGAGAUACAAGGUAAACCACGGUUGAACACUCUGUAUAAUAUAGUGUUGUGGUCAUUAUAAUAUUAUUUUAUAUUGAUCGGUUGGUUUUUUUUUUACCUACUGCAAUCGUCGGCGCUACCGUAACUCAAAUAACCGCCUCGUAAUAUUGACAAACUCGAUUGUUGCAUACAUUACUCGCUUUAGGGAGAAAUACUGAAAAAUAAUAAAUAAUAAACCCGUUUGGUGUUUUUUAAUCAAAAUCCAACACAUUUCUAAAUUUACCAUUUGGAAUUGAUGAAGCAAUAUUUUAUACGUGUGAAAAUAAAAUUAAUAAAAAGUAAACUAACGGGAGGGUAGGGGGAUGAGGAGUUAAAUUUACUUUUUUUUUGUGUAUACAAAUAUAAUAUGCUUUUCAUUUAUUUCUUUACAAUUACCGAACCAUCAAUGCUGUAUACACUGCUGUGUUUUUUUUUUUACCAUACUAAUUUUCAUAGCUACCAAUUGAAUGAUAAUAAUGCAUACCCCUGAAAGAAUACCGGCAUAACUCAAAAAAAAAAUACGAUUUCCGAGUGAUUACUAAUGUCAUUUAGUAUAAUACUUUGAUUUUUUCAUUAAUUUAAUAUCAAAGAGGGUAUGGAUUUAAAUGUAUUUAUGCCUGCUCAAAAUAAAUAACAGUUUCCAGCCGGCGAAUUGAUAUUUCUGAGAUGUGAUUUUAUCUGAACUAACAAAUUUUGUUGCACAAUAUGUUUCCAACCAACAUAAAGUCACAUCUCGAAAAUAAUGACGGGAAAAAUUAUAGUACAGUAUGAAACAUUGCGAAACAUCAAAAGUGGAUAUCCCGACGUUUUCAUAUUUUGAUUUGUGACAUUAUUCUUUCGAGGGCGUGAUACGUCGGUAUUAUACCGGUAUUAGCUUAAACAGAAUUUCGAAAACUCGGGCAAUACGCGAAACAUAAUUUUUCCUUAUAACCGCGCGGUAGUAGUCAAACGCGCAGAAAUGUUCUUUGAUUCUUGCGCAAUUCGCGUCGACGAACAAAUCGCAAUCGCCGCGCACAACGGUAACAUUGAGAUCCACGAGUUUCUCCUGGGCAGUUUUUUUUUUUUUUUUAUGAAAAAUACUUAAUCAAAUCCACGCGGCCGAGCGCGGACCACUGUGAAACCAUUUUUCAUGUAUUUUUAAUUUUAUCGCCACGCGUUCGGCGACGCGGUUCCGUUAAACGGGCUGGCGAAUGUAACACGGUUAGUCGUAUUAAUCUCAUGAUUGCGUUUGGCCGGCGGCGGUCCGUCCGUGACAAUAAUUAUUCAUUUUUUCCGGACGAGAGUAUGUUAUGCGUUUCGGUUGUUUUUUUUUUUUUUUUAAUAAUGUCAUCGGGAAGCGGACGUGACGGCCACCGGAGCAAAAAAAAAAAAGAAAAACGCCCACCUCGCACAUAGGUUACGGUAUCACCGCUGUUAUUACAACGCGUAUCGUUACGUACGCGCCGGGUACAGACCGACGCGCGCGAUUAUUGUUAUUAAUUACACUCGAGAUUUCGGCCGCGGCGCGCGUAUUUCGCACGGUCGUUACGCGCGCUCGCCGUUUCCCCCCCCCCCCCCCGUCGUCCGUAGACCGAAACAUUAAAUCAGGUAGCCGUCGCGCGUUAUAAAUUGAAAAAAAAAAUCCGAAAAAAAAAUCGCGCGUUAUAAAUUGAAAAAAAAAAAAAAAAAAAAUCGCGCGGUGAUGUUAUCGCGUCGCACGAGCCGCGGUCCGCGGGGGAUUUCGGGACGCGCGUCCCCUCGCGACGGGCCUGAAGGGGCGGGCGGCGGUAAUUAUUGUUAUUAUUUAACGCGUACGCGUACGCGCGCGCCACUGCCCACAUACACGGACGACGUACGCGCGUAUUGUUCGCGCGUGUAUGCGACGACGACCGCGUCUCACUGUCAAGUGCUAACUGAAUUCCGGAAAGUCCACGCCCCGCCGUCGCCGCGUACCCACUCAGCGCGCGUGUCGCGCCGCGAGCGCCGUACGCCCGCGUGACGCAACACACGUGCGAGUGAUUAUCGCGUCGGGAAAACUCGGACGUCCGGGAGCGGGGAAAACGACACGUGACGCGGAUCCGGCGGGGCGCCGUACACCUAUACGCGUGCGGUACGUAACGGCGCGGCGCAUUAUACACCAACACGACGCGCUCGUACGCCGAAACCCCUUUUCGCGUGACGCGUAUUGUGCGUUGUAUACCGCACACAAACACACGCACGCACACGCGCGCGCGGCGAUCGUACCACCGGCGUUUGUAAUUUAUGCACAAUUUGCACCGAGCGAGCGUAUCGGCCGUAAAAACCGCGCGCGCGCGUAAUACGAUUAUUAUCAUUAAAAUAUACGAGCGGCGUUGCGCGGUUGAAAUUAUAACACGACCGCGCGUCGUUACGUUAUAAUAUGCUCGGAGCGUGUAACAAUGACGCCGAGUACGCGCCGGUUCGGCAGGUGGCCCGCGCGGGCCGUUAUUAUUAUCGGGAUGCGCGCCCGGUGUUAGCGGAACCAGGCGCCGACCGGCGAAAAAACCGACGGGCGGGUGGCGGGCGCCCGGGCACGCGAACCCGUCCCGUUCCGAAUGCCCGCCGAAUUCGCGUGCCGAGGUCGAUUUCUGUUGUUGUUGUUUGAUUUUGUUUUUUUUUUUCUAUUUAUUUAACCGGCGCGCGAUUGUUGCAAUUUCGCCGGAUUAAAAAUCGCACAACGAGAACGUCAAGCGUGUAAUGUGCUUCAUCCGCGGGAAACGCAUUUUCGAUCAUACCUACGUCUGGUAAACGCGCGUUUCUUCACGCACGGCACACCCGCAAAAGACGGCCGCAAAACGUUGUUCCCGCCAACACGGCAACCGGUUCAUUGUUAUCGGGAUUCCCCGUAAUUUUUCCAAACGGUCGUUGUUUUUAAUCUCUGGGUUAUUCUAUUACGAAAUGUCUGUUAAAAUAUAACUAUUCGCAUUUGCAAUACGCAUUAUGUGUAAAUGUUUUAACUUAAUAUCGUACCUUUAUACCGCGCAAUUCAGAAAUAUUGUAUUAUUUUAAAUUUGUUCGAAUUUCCGAAUGCCGACUUAAUACGUAUACGCAUUAGUAAUAGCACACGUUUUCACACGUUCGCUUGUAUUAAUGAAUUUAAAACGAACGUUCGGUGUACCUACACCUAAAAAAUCAAUACAACCUAUUGUUUGGAAAACAUUACGUACCUGAACACCGAUCUGAAAAAAUCCACGCGCGAUAUUAUUAAAUACAAAUAAUAUUGUACACAUGUGCCGUGGACAAUUUCAAAAUGAAUAAAUUUCGAAAUUAAUAAAUACGUAUACUGCGUUCACCGUUCGAUACUAUUACAUAAAUCGAGCAUAAAAUUAUUAUUGUGUUAACAUUUUUAACCGUGGUUUUCGUAUUUUCAGAGCCGGAUUCUAGAGGAUGCGUCCUCAUUCAUGUGCAACACCUGGUCUCCACGACAUAAUGUACGUUGUCUUUAUAAUACAAUAAUAUUGUUUUAGCGUUUUAUUAUUAAGAAUUUAUGGUUUAGUCUAAUAUUAAACUAUACGUUGACGGACAUUUUUGUUUGCCGUUUUCGCGUAUACUACAUAGAUAACGUGUCUAUAGGUAAAUGUUUUCAGAAGAGUGUAGCGGUAAAGAAUAAAAUACAAAGUACACGUUUUUUAAACAAUGUCGAAAUCCAUUUUCCAGCGCGAACUAGACCGGAUUUUAUUAUUUAAUUACAGUUUAAUAAUACCUACAGGCAUACACGUCAGAGGCCGUUAAGGUUCGGUUAAGUGAGAGGUUUAUUCUUUCUGCAGUUGUCAAGAAAAAUGAGUCUAAUACAUAUAAAUAUACAUUUAAGUAAUCGUCUUAGCACUUGUUGAGAAAGUUUUUUUUUUCUUUUCGUUAAAAGCGGUCCUAAACGUCGCAGACAGUAUUGUAUUAAAGGGAACAUUAAUAUAAGAACCGUUUUUUUUUUUUUUUUUUCAUUCUCCUCUCAUCGGUGCCGCCGAGCAACGUGGAGGGCGUGUCGCGUUUUUCUCUAUGUUUUAUUUUUUUUAAUUCUUUCGUUCUUGCUAUAUAUGUAUAUAUAGCGAGCCAGCUACAAGGACGAAACAAUUUAGCCAACACAUUAAAAAAAAAAAAAACGUCCCUCGAGUGGGAACGAAACUCCCGAGAGUAAAAACGAGGGGGGACGAAGAAGAGACUAUAAACUAAAAAUCAUCAGCGAAAUGCAAGGCUUUUCGGUUUUCGUCGUCGCAAAGUGGCUUCGGGAACAGGAAUUAAAAGGACUUUAUUCGGUGGGUCGGGCGGUAAAGGGGGGAGGGGAGGGAGUAGAGAACACACAAGCGGCCUUAAAACCGUCCCGUUCGCGGCUCCGGUAAAUAAUAAAUGAGCCCCCGGUCGUAUCCGCGCCCUCUAUUCUGCUAUCCCCGUUAACUAUCCCCGGAUACGUGCAGCAAAGGCGGAAUCCUGCCGAUGCAGUAAUACCGCCGCAAGAGAAAACGUUUCGGGAACCUUCUGUAUAUAUGUAUACAUGCCUACCUACGUCGUCGUGCACACCGGAGAUGAAGUCUAAACAUCGCUAUAUAUCCUAUACGAUUAUACGGUUCGCAUUCUCUAGUCCGAUUACACAAGGUCGGAUUCAUAAAUCUCCUCUUGGGAUUUCUUUGCAUUGAACUUGACUUAGGUACCAUAUUUAUACAGUCCAUAUAUGUAUAUAUACAUCCAUAGGAUUUUGUGCGAUACAUAGGCGCGGACGUUCAAGAAAAAUUACUCGUUAACAAUAUUUUAUACGAUACACGAUUCGUCGAUUCACACCGAUCGCGAUAUAUAUCACGCUUUUUAUUAAUUUUAAUUUUAAACAAUUUCUAAAUGCAAAAUGUUCAGUCUGUAACGCGUCUAAUGUCAAUAUAGUAAUCGGUAGAGAUAAAUUACAUAUUCACAAUACAUUACUGAAAUUCGUCCAAUCCUUCAAGCGAAUAUCAAUUAUAUUUGCAACUUAUUUUUCUUUUUCUCCGGUUUUUAAAGGCCGUCGAGGCUCAUAUACCACAGCAUGCACCUGCUUCCGUCUAUCCCUAUCCCGAGCUGAUGAUUAGCCGUGUUGUAUUCCAAUUUCUAUUAGAUUCUUCUUGGCUUUGUCCAUUCCCAUAUUUGUAGCUUAUCCAAUAGUCUUCGGCCAUUCGAUUUCUAUUUUAAAACAUGUUUUAUUAUGCCAUCAGUAGGAGAAUUCUGUGGCUUGAUAAGAUAGACAACUUCUGAUACGUUAAGCUUUAGAUUAAUAAUAUUUAAUUUUAUAUUACAUUAGUACAUAUAUAUUUGUACAUUUUAGUUUAUGGCCUAAAGUUGUCGUUGUCUUUUAUACAGACAGUUCGGACAUAUUAUUAUUAUUGUUAUUUGUGCACGGGUUUACAAAUCAAGAUAACGUAUAGAUGUAGUUGUUUACUUUUGUUUAUAAAACUCUUUAUUUUACUUAUAGAAUACAAGUGUUUCAUAAAAAAAAAAAAAAAAAAACGAAGGAGUAUAGUAUAUAUAUAUAUAUAUAUAGGUGAAAAAAAAACGAUGCAGUACAUCAUAAAUAUUUCAUGAAGUCCCCGUCGCCACGCGCUUUACCCCCUGCAUUAUGUACGUAACAUUACUAUAUAGUAAUAUACUGUUUCGCCGCACAUCGUGUCCGAUCGAUUAUUGGUGAUGAUGCGUUGUAUAGUACGUAAUAAACAGUGCAUAUUCUAAAAAAAAAAAACUUAUUGCAUUUAAACUAAACCCGUUUUUAUACAUAUUAUGUGUGCGAAUUCAUAAACAACAUUAGGUGGGUAUAGUACCUACGUAUAUCUUUGACUAGGUUUUUGAAUUAGACGAAAAAUGCAUUUCUGCCGUUUCGACACGUCAAAAUUACUUUUUAUAAGAGGACUGCAGUCGUAGAACAAAACGAAUUUGAUGGAUUUUAAUUUAGUUAACACACUUGGAUUGAUUAACAAUGGUUUACUACAUAGGUUUUGACGCAGAGGAUUUUAAAUAUGCCGAAAAUGGUAUGCGUUAUGAUGAAAAAAAAAAUAAAUUGAAAUUGCAUCCGUUAUAGCCUUCUAAACUCGUUAAUCGAACACAAUCCGUUUUCAUCUAGAUUCGUUCGCCCUAAAACGCAGUCAUAUUAUUCGUCCGUAAAAUCGGCCGUACCUCUUCCCCUUAAACGGGUAUCGUUGGGUAUAGAUCAGUGCACAAGUCUUGGCAUUUAGGUGGUCAUUAAAAUGUAAAAGAAAUGUCCAACAUGUCGAAAACCAUUACCGAUUCCUUUAAUUUUAAAUCGUUGACACGUAUUUCGUAUAUAUUAUAAUAGUACGAUUUACGUAGAACAUUACACGAUACACAGCGUUUUCCCUCCGGCGAGAAUUGCUGUAGGUAUGACGAUGUGAACAAUAGGGCGAAUAUUAAUGUACUCUUGACGUCCUAACAACUAGGGGUUAACGCGAAAUAUUUAUCGUCUCGGUCACACAUAGUGGUCUGAGGGACAACCCUUAUAUAAUUGUUAUACAAACGGUAUUCCGACUUUGGACUCGGAGUAGCGUAUAUCCUUUAGUGUAGGCGCCAAAUAAUAAUACAAUAAUAAUAACAGUUGUAGAUAGUAAUACGAGUAGUAAUAUAAUGCAUCUCACUGUCUCGAAUACGUAGCUAAUAUAAUAUUUUAUAAAAAAAAGUGGGCCGGCAAUCAAUUGAGUUAUCAUUGGGGGAGGGGGGGGGAGCUUGUCUGUUCAUUGUUUUUGUGUCAUCGAUUUUAGUUGAACUCAUAAAUAAUACGUGAAAACGAACUGCAAUUUCGUUUAUGUCAUAUUAUAUCAAUUUUCUUUUGUUUUAUAAUGUUUUCUUUGGUUUUAGGAAUUUUAUUAGUUUUCACUGUUUUUACUUUAUUUUUUUUUUUUACCAUACAGUGGUCGUGAAAUUAAAAAAUGAUAAAAAAUGUAGUUUUUGUAAUUAGGUACAAUGUAGAGAGGAUAUUUUAAUUUUGUCCAGUCAAGUUUUCUUUUUUUUUACAAACCAUUUUAAACCUUCUAAAUAAAAUGCUGUUAAGAUGAAAAAAAAUAACCAAGUGGGUCUUUUUAUCAUUUACUGUAAUCUUAAAUAGGUACGAUGAAUAACACAAAUUUUACGGUUGAGUGACUAUACGUGUUUUGCUUUCGCAGGAACAUGCGUAUACGCGAAAAUUGCACCGAAUACGCAAACAAGAGAAUUAACCAGCAUUCCUCUGUAGAAAAAACGUGUAUUUUCGUAAAUCAAUUGAAUAAUUUGUUCCAGUAAAUAUUAGAUUAAUAAAUCCAUGUGGCCCAUAAAACCGAUAAAGUAUGACUAAAAAUAGACACACUGAGCUAAAAAAAAAAAAAAAUAAUAAAAUAAAACAUACAUUUUAAUUUACUCGAAUAUAUAAUUGAAUAGAUAUUAUUACUUAACUAUAACCAUAUAAACGGUGUUCAUAAAAUUUAAAAAUAAAUACGAAGAAUAAACUUGGUCCUGAGUUCCUAUAAUAUGAUUGAUCUUGUUUUGUUUACGAUUGUGUUUGGUCAAAGAAAAAAAAAAAUAAUCAUCCGGCUUUAGAUUCUGAACGUGUUAUUAUUACGAAAUAGGUCAUUUACGGACGUUACCUAGUUACCUAACAUAUAAUAUACGAGAAUAACACGCCCAAGUUAUAACAAUAUGAUGAUAGGUAUGUGGUAUGCGAAAACCAUAGAGUAUACAUCGGUCGAUAAGACGUCCUAAUAAGCACAAAGGGGCGCCAAGGGAUAGUUUCUAUUGUAUCGGAACUCUUGUUGUAUAACUUCUCGUGUGAAAUCCUCUAUUCAAUAUUGUGUACAUUAAGCCGUUCCAAAAGUCCACGGGGUGUGCCACCAAAUAAUAUUCUAUAUAUACUCAUACGCAUAGGGUAAUGGUACAGUAGAAGUACACGGUAAAAGCUACAGACAAUUAUCGAGAAAACAAUAAUAUUAUUACGACGAAAAAUAUAAACAAACAAUUAUAAUAUCAGGGAAUCUUUCACGUGAAUAUCCACUCCCCACUCCAAAACGUCCCAUGAGCAGGUAGAAAAACUUUUCCCGGUUAUUCAUCUCUCGAUCAACGAGCGUAUUUUCUACAUAAAAUAUACAAUUUGUUAAAAAAAUCUACUUAAUUCGAUCUUACACCAUUAAUUUUCUAAUAGACUCUUAUUGUUCAUUUUCGAAACCUCCCUAACUAUUUCACUGCUAUAUGGACGCAUGUAUGCAUUAAAUGACUAUAAUAUGAAUAACAUAUUUUUUUAAUAUUAGAUCUGUGCUUUAUUCUCCCGAAGUUGACAAUAAAUAUUGGCUUAAAGAUUGACAGUCAACGGUAGAAAAUGCUGGGAGGGAGGGGGGGCGGGGUCGACAGAAACAAGAUUUACUGGAAAGCAAGAAAAAAUAUCAGUGUACCCAAAUACCCAAUCCUUUUAAUUCACUCCAGCUUACAAUAAUUAUUAUUUGUAAACAUUGUGUUUUAUACAGACGUGUUGACCAGUUUGCAUUAAAUAUAGGUACUUGUUCAUGUUUUUGUCAUACAUCGUCCGAGAGCUAUUUAUUUAUUCGUUCUUGAACAAGAUUACUUUUCCAGUGGCCGUUUUAAGUCUGAUAUUAUUAUUAGUCGGCCAAGACCCUGUUUUUUUAUCGAUCUGAAGUGUGAGAAAUCGACAGUUGAACGGGAUUUUGUGCUAAAUGAGAUUGGAGAUUUUCAACCAUUUCGUUUACAAACCGUUUUAAACCUUCUAAAUUAAAUGCUGUUAAGGUGAUUAAAAACAACCAAAUGGGUUUUUAAUUUUAAAUAGGUACGAUGAAUAACAGACAUUUUACGGUUGAGUGACUAUGUGUGUUUUGCUUUUGCAGGAACAUGCGCGUACGCGAAAAUUGCACCGAAUACGCAAACAAAAGAAUUGCACAGCAAACAUAUUUCCACUCCUCUAUAGAAAAAACUUAAAUUUUCGUAAAUCGAUUGACUUAUUUGAUUCAGUAAAGCCCACAGGCUCACGGUCACUCCAGAUGUCCACAAUCUCGACUGAAAAUAAAGUAUUAUGAAGUCUUUAUAAUUUAGUACGCGAAGGCCUAUACAAGUGUUGAAAUGUGUAAAUAUCUUGUAUACCUAAAUAAUACUUAAAUAGUGUUUUACAAUAUUUAUCAAGAAAAGUUAAAUUAUUUCGAGGAAAUACAAUGUACAUCAAUAGCAGAUAUCAUUAAAUGAUUAAUGGGAUAAACGCUGAUCCGCCUAAAAUUAUUGUCAACGGCUUACUUUUCUCGGACAUAUUUGGGGCAUUAAAAUCCACGGUACCGGACCGUAUCCGAUCGAAUAAAAAAUCAUAUACACAGAGAGCAAAAGUAACAGCCAUUUUAUGUCGCGGUCAUUAAUUUCCGUAUCGUACAUGAUGUUUAUUAAAGACAAACUGACGGCCAUGCCGACACCGGAGAUGAUUAAUAAAUCUCUGUUUCCCAAAAAACCGAUAAAGUAUGAACUUAAAAUAGACACACUGAGCUAAAAAACAAAAAUAAAACAUACAAUUUAAUUUACUCAAAUAUAUAAUUAAGUAGAUCUUAUUAGUUAACAAUAACUACUCGUAUAUAAACGAUAUUCAUAAAAAUUAAAAAUAAAUACGAUGAAUAAUCUUGCCCGGAGUACUUAUAAUGUUAUUGAUUUUGUUUUGUUUACGAUCAUUUUUGGUCAUAAAAAUAAAUAUUCGAAAUAAUUCAUUUACGAUGUUACCUUGUUACCUAACAUAUGAUAUACGAGAAUAACACGCCCACGUUAUAUGAUGAUAGGUAUUCGAAAACGAUAAAGUAUACAUUGGUCGGUAAGACGUUCUAAUUAACACAAAGAAGCGCCAAGGGAUAGUUUCUAUUGUAUCGGAACUCGUGUGAAAUCCUCUAGUCAGUGUUGGGUACAUUAAGCCGUUCCCGAAAGGCCAACGGUGUGCCACCAAAUAAUAUUAUCUAGGUACUCGUAGUUAUAGGAUAAUGGUAUUUUAGCAGAAAUACACGGUCAAAACUAUUGAAAACAUAUCGUUGAAACAGUAAUUAUGACGUAAAAUAUAAACAAACAAUAAUAAUAUUAGGAUAUUUUUUAAGUGAUCGUGCAGUCUCCACACCUUUAAAAAAGCCCCACGAACAGAUAAACCAAAACUUUUUCCAGUUAUUCAUCUCUCCAUCAGUAAGGGUAUUUCCUACAUAAAUUAUACUUUGUUAGAAAAUCUACCUAAUUCAAUCGUAUACUGUUUUUUUUUUUUCUAGUAGACUUACAGUUAGCGAAAUCCUACUCCGCUGGGCGUCCAAUAGACUUUUAUUGUCCACACAAAACCUCCUUAACUCUUUCAUUGUUAUGAAUGCAUAUAUGCGUUAAAUGAUUAUAUGAAUAAUAUGUAUUGUUAGUAUUUUAGAUCGGUGUUAUAUUCUACCGAAGUCCGCAAUAAAUAUUGGCUUAUAAGAUUAAUAGUUAAUUGUGGAAGAAGUCGGAGGGAAUUGACUGGAGCAAAAUUCCUGGAAAUUUCUGGAAAGAAAGAAAAACAAAUAUUGUGUACCCAAUCCCUUUAAUUCAUUCCCGUCUUACAAUAAUUAUUAUUUUAUAAAUAUUAUGUACCCCUCCUGCAACAACACUGUGGAGUUCAUAUUAAAAUCGAGCAAAUAUUUUAUCAUUUUAAUCUACCCAAAAAAAUUACUCCAAUUUCCAAGUCUGAGCGCUUUUAGUCUAGAAAGAGCCACUAAAAGUGCCCAAUUAUGCUAGGAAUAAGAUAUACGUACAACAGACACAAUACAGUGUAAUAGUCUCUAUGUUCGGGAAAAAUUCGACAAAAAAAAAGCAAUAGUAAUAUAUAAGUACUUGGAGUAAUAUGAUGGCGGCUACAGGCGAUAUUUCGUUUAUGCCUAACAUUGUGUACAAACAUUGCAGUUGAUUCGUCAAUAAAACACUACCGCUAAACUGUUGAAUAAAAACCAGACAAACGUUGAUCAACAACGGCCGCCGGUAAACCAUAUCCUUGAAAACCAAGCCCAAGUCUAUGUAAUUUUUGGAGUUUUUGAAAUUCUGCAAAACAAUGUGAUAUCGACGUAUAUAGAAUUCAUUUUAUAUUUAUAUGAAUUAUUAAGAAAUUACGCCGAUUUUUCGUACCUUGUAAACGCGAUUAUGGCAUACUGCAGUAGUUCUACGGUGCGUUUGAAAAUCUUUAAUCUCUCUUAACACAAUUUCCUGUUUAAAUGUCGGUGCUUCAUACUUCAAUCGAUAAUAAACAGGGUCUUGAACGAAUAACAACAGUAUCAGACUUAAUACGGCCACUGGAAUAGUGAUCUUGUUCACGAACGAAUAAAUAAAAAACUCUCGGGCAAUGUGUGACAAAAGCAUGCCCGUUAACAAGGAUAUGUAAUGCAAACUGGUCAGUACGUCUGUAUAAAACACAAUAUUCACAAAUGAUAAUUAUUGUAAUAAUGGAACUGAAUGCGCUGAUAUUGUUUUCGAUUCUGAGAGGAGAGAGAAAUGUAUUGGUUUUAUAAUGGUGUUUUUCAGCAUUUUCAAACAGGAAUAUUUAUGAAAUGUAUUAUUUUCAAAUCGUAAAAUUUAUUACGGCCUUUCAAAACAUGUAUAACCGAACUCCAUUCAGAAUCAUUUUCUGUUAGCAAUAAUUAAUCUUUACGUUGACAUAUAUAUAUUAAAUAUACUUUAAAUGUCAUACAUUAAUUUGAUUUUUAAACUGAAUUUGUAGUUGAUAACCGGCUGCGAUUAGUCGAUUAUCUUAUCACCUUCGGUUAAACAUCAACAUUUACGGUUACAAUUCUUUGUGUGAAAGAAAUGUGUAUAUAGAAAGCAACCGAUAAAACUAAAUAUUAAUUUAUAUUUAAAAUUUAGGAGAAAAUUUAGAAAAUGUAUUUUUCUAAUGCAUUUUAUAUUAGUAUACAUAUCUGCGAACAAAAUGUUCAGACCUCUUAUUUCCGGUUCAGCGAUUUCGGCUGCGUAGUUCGGUACGACCACAAAUAUGAAUCCGGCACCAAUCCCGUGCAUAGUACGUCCUAUCCACAAAUAUGUCAUAGUUUCUGAAUAAUCUGAAUAAAUUAUCCCGUACGAUCCCAAUACGGUACUCAUCAUCCCGAUGACCAGUGUGGUUUUUAAACCGAGGUUGGAUGAGAUAAACGCCGCGGGUCCGGCGCUCACGAUCACUCCGACAAACAGCAUGAAUUUCAACAACUGCAAUCCAUACAUGUUCUUGUUACUAGUAUCGCAAUCGUCCGUUUUGAAGGUGUCCAAACACAAAAUCCACUCCAAACUCAUUCCCACCGCCAAAGAACACAGAGCCACUGUUAUAAGACAUGAUUGAAAACAUCUACGUCAAUAAAAUAUAAUAAAUGAAGGAGUCGGGUAGAUAAUGGAUAAUAUUUUUAAAAUUCAUCAGAAAAAUGAUUUGAACGGAAAAUACUAUUGAAAAUACGUUUGUGUUUGAACUGAACAUUUACAUUAUGGGUGAUAAGAAAAGCCCAUAAUAAGUGAUAAUUGGGCCUUGAGAUACCUACCUAAUAAGAUUUCAAUGUAAAUUUCAAAAUAUAUCGCCUGAUAUAUUAUUAAAUGCAGUUAGUUAACACGUUUAUUCCACCAUCAAAAAUUAAAAAUUAUGUAAUGCAACAAUAUCUCUGUCCUUAAAUGUGUGUGAUUUUUAUCUAAAAUUUUUUGUACAAAUUAAGUCAUUUUAUGAAGUAAUAAACAUUUAAAAAAAAAAAUAUCAGUUAUCAUCUUAACUGAUCUUUAUCGUCAAAUUAUAUUAUUAUGUAUAUGUGUGGGUGUGUGUGUGUGUGUGUGACUUUUUAAACAUUUUGUCAAAAAAACGCGAUAAAUUUGAUAGUAAGAUAGAAGGUAUAAAUUUAAUAACAUCAAUUAAAAUAUAUAUUAUAAUCGUGACCAAUUCUGUCAAAUAUUCAAUAUUUGAUUAUAGUAAUUGUAUAAUAAUUUUAAAAAAGGCGGACAUACUACGCCACUGGUAGGCAACUGCGUUAAGUGAGAGUAGUGAGACAUUUGAAAAGUAUUGUGUAUAAGUCAAUUUAGUUUAUGUAAUAUAAAUACAAUGUAAUAUAAAACAACGAUAAAGUACGGCGUAACGAUUUGGAUCAUUUUUACUAAACAAAAAAGUGUUUUCCGUAAGGUGGAUACGUCUUAAUAAAAUUAUAGUAUAACACCUUCGUUAUGUUUAAAAUCAAACUAUCCACAAAUUCGUUACAAUUCACCGGUAGCAAAUUGAUUUAGUGAACCGUUAAGACAAAUGUAAAAUUUAUGAUUCUAUUAUUUAAUAGAUACUUUGAUAUUUUAGGACUUAGAAUCACGGAAUACGCAUACUUAUAGUUUAUAAAGUAAUUCUUUGACCCACAAUUGUAUGUACUAAUAUUUUGGUUAGAACUUUUAAUUUGAAUCACCAAUACUUUUUUCCUGUGUUUUUUUUUUUUUUUUUAAUACUUUUAUUUCAAAAACAACCUUAUUUAACUAGAAAUAAAAACCGAACAAGUUUUACUUACAAAACAUAGACAAGAAAUCAAAUAAUUCCAACGCGUUUUUAAAAUUAAAAUUUCACUGGGUGAAUUUUACUUCGGCUUGUCGGUGUAAAACGGCCGUACGCCCUACCCCUAAAAUGGGUGUCGGACAGAAAAACGGUGGAAAAGUCUAAUCAUUAAGGUGACCAUUAAAAAGUAAAAAAAAUAAUUUUCAAAUUUUACCAAAUCGGAGAAAAUUUGUAAAAAAAAAAAAAGCCUCCCCUCAAGAACUUAUUGCAGUUUCGUAUAAUAGACGCAGCUUAUUAUUCCGCGAGAUUACCGCGAUAUAUUUCCUAGGUAUCCGUGCAAUUUAAUAUAAGUAGAUUGAAUCGUUAAAAUUAAUGUUGAGAGUGUAUAGGACGUGUAAUAUUAUAGUCGUACCUGUUACCUAUAUAGGAAGGUACCUAUAUGCAAACUAUAGGUUGCAUCGUUUUGUCAUUAAGACGUUUUAAUGAACCGUAAAAUACUAUUAUUAUUAUUAUUAUUAUUAGUAUUAACCGACGACGAAGGCGUAAAACCAAGAGUAAUAAUAAUAAUAAUAUAACUUGAUCGUAACAAUAUCGAGUCGGCCGGCGGCGUAAUAUAGCUCUGCGGGGAAUUAGCUGGUCUCUGUUACGACAAUAUUAUAUUAUUAUGCAAAGUACUACAGCGUUGCACUCGUAUAAAGAUACAUUUUAAAACAUCCAAAUAGAGGUACGGGAUAAUUGCCGAAAUAAUUAUCUAGAUGGGCAUAAAAUACACCGUGAAAAAUUAAUUAUCUAGUUAGAUAAAUUAAAAUACCUAGAUAAAUUAAUCGGGAACUUUUUAUGCGGACAUCAUUUUGUUCGUUACCAACCAUUGGCUGUCAUAAAACCGAAUGCUAAAAUAAUGAAUUGCGUACGUUUGCUACGCGAUAUUAAUACAGACAUAAUGGAUAGAUAUGCAUUAUAGUUUAUAACAUUUCGUAAAGCACGCGUGAUUCACGUGACCCGAUAAAUUAUCUUAUUAACCCGCGUGUUCAUAUUAAUUGACUGUAUAUAUUUUACUUGGGUAUUAUUUCUAAAAUAUAAAUAUAUUUGUUAAGACUUUGGUACCCGUCUGUAGAUCAAUUAAUCCAGAUUAUUCGGUUACUCGAUCUCGGAUGAUAUUCAGGUAACGGCACAUUCGGUUCAGAUAACUUAUUUCUAGUUUAUUCUAUAGAUAACAUCGAAGAUGAAAAAUAAAACGUACCCCCUGACAAUGAAAAUCACACCGCUGAUCAUGCGUUCUAUAUUGUUAUGCAAUAUAUAAUUAGACCUUACCAAACGCCGUGUAGUAUAUCUGUCGUCUUUUGCCAUCAACUAACGUGGGUUCGCAGCACAAUGACGAAUACCGCGACAUUUUUCUGUUCUUAUUAAAUCGUUACACACCCCAGUUUAUUUUUCGCAAACUUCAUAUUAUUCAGCUGACGUUUGGUUUUCACGAAUCGUUUUCGAAUAAUAUGUUUGCGUGUAUUAUUAUUAAACAAACAAGAAACAACCUAAAUGGUUUUUUUUUCAGCCAACAAAAUAACCGCACAAUUAUAUCUCAUUCAGUGAAUAAAAUAAUAAUAACAAUAUUGUGUUUCGCUUUCAUUCGAUGCGUAAAUCAGAAAUAAAAUUAAUAUAAUAUACCGUUUCGGAUAUAGUACUAUAAUACAAAUAAAAAAGUAAAAAAAACAAAAUAAAUAUAUUUUACGUACAUAAUAUACUACCAAUAAAAAAUUACUUUUAGAUUCGGAGCACGUAGCGAGGGGUUUCUAUUGGUUUCACUAUGAUCGACAUUUUUUUUUAUUAUUAGUAUCUGUAAACAACUUUUCUACCAGAAUUUAUUUUUCUUGAGUAUUGAGUAUAGUACCUUUUCUGAAAGUAAAUUUCGUCUAGUUGGUGUAUUAAAAAGGUAAUUUUUUGAUUUUCCAAGGGGUUUUUAAAAUAAUUGGGAAAAAUACAUAAGAAUAUUGUAGACAAAACGGCGAAUAUUUAUGGCGUUAAAGUUUUCAUUGUUUCCGAUUUUUAUUUACGAUGAUUUAUUUUGUUUUAAUUAUUUAUUACGCGCGGUACGUUAAUAUCUAACACUAUAAAAUAUAUUGAAAGAAAAUUUUAAUUAUUUAUCUUUUUUCAUGUUAUCUUUUUGGCAUGCGCCCACUUACGUUUUUCGAUUCAUUAUUAUAAUUAAAAUCUCUCUUCCUUAUACGUAGCUACGUAUACGUAUAAUAUAUAUAUAUAUAUAUAUAUAUUAUAUUUUUACAGUAUACAUUUUUUUAUUUUUUUUUGUUUUGUCAAUGACCUUAUAAAAGAACGAAAGAGUAAUGGAAUAGCUCAUAAAUAAUUGACGACUCGUGUCUAAAGUCCGGCAGCACUUGUCGCACAACUUCUCCCCCUCCUCCUCAUCCAAAAAAAAAUAAAUAACAACCCAGUAAAUAAACCCCCUACUUGUUGACGUCUUUAGAGCAAACGUAACAUAUAUACAUACUUCUUAUCUCGGGCGUCAUAAGUCCACUGCAAUGAAUUUUCUCUCGGCGUGAAAGCCUUCCACCGCGAAUAGUGUGAGAAAACGUAGCCGUUUAAGGAUAAAGAUAGCGAUUCUUCAUUAAUAUUCAAGUACGAAGAGCUGUUGACCGUGCCAUCUUGGCGUUUCCCGAGUCAAAGAAGUACUAUAUAGGUAUAUUGAAGAGUGUAAUAUACAGUAGACGUUGUUUUAGUUAUUAUCUCGCGGUCCAUUAAGAGCGAAUAAAUUCGCUCCUUACAAUCUUCUAACGAAAAAAAUAUUAUUAUAAUCAUACGCGAAGCGUAAAAAAAUUUAAUUAGAUUUUUCGGAAAAAUACAAGAAAUUCGGAAAAACGGGAAAAUUUGAAAUGAAUCUUUCUAAAAUUAAGGGAAGUAUUUACAAGUUUUUUUGUUUUUUGUUUUUUUUUUUUUUUUAUUAAAAACAGAAACUAUAUAAUACGUCGUUAAGAGUCGUUAAAGGUUAGAAAAUCCCGUGCCUUGAAAUGAACGCCCCGUAAAAUGCUGUCCACUCGUACGCGUAUACUAUCCUGAAAUCGAAUGCAAUUCGAACCACUGGUCUAGUGGUCCGCGGUCACUAAAUGACAGUUAGUUCAUCGUGACAGCAACGAUAUCACUCCCCCUGCCCUCCCGUAAUGACUGUUCUAAAAGGGGCGCCAGCGCGACAUGCAAAUUCUCCCGUAUUUCCGGAAGACCGUCGCGUAUACACCAAUAAUUUCUAUAAAACCGUUUUCGUUUUUCCCGUUUUGCAGGGCGACUUGUUCGGCGGUCUCAACGACGGCCUGCUCAGCAGAGCCGAAGUGCUCGCCGCCGUGGACAUGGGCAAACACCACCAUCAUCACAAUCAUCAAUCGCCGGGACCGGGCAACGGCAACGGCGGCGGCCAAGGCAAUGGAUCGCUGGGUCCCGGAUCCACCGGAUCGCCCGGACCGCUCACUCAGCUCAAACACGACGUAAUGUCAUCGUACCACCACCACCACGGCAUGACCGGUGGCCACUCUGGAGGCCAAACAAAUCACCGGGGUCACCAGGUAGUUAUACGCACGAGCCCAUGUAAACCGUAACAAUAAUAUCAGUGGUUGGUCAGUGGCGUACCGAACAUUAGCGUUUUUUUAGAUGAUUUCUCCUCGGGGAAAAUUUGAACGGGUGAGCAGUCGACAACCGUGUAGUCGUAAAUCUGAUCGUAAACAUCGAAUGGUUCGUGAUCUGAAUAACCGCGAUAAAGCGCAACGUAUCUCGUGUUAAAUUUUUCAAACAUUUUGCUCGAUCUGAAAAAAAUUUAUCAGCAUAAAAUCAAUUAAAAACCUCAAACAUUUCAAGUAGCUGUAAAUAUCGCUCAACAGUUUCGAAAAUAUUUUCUAAAAUUGUACUACGUUUAAAAAGGCCUUAUGUAUAAGUAUUCUGCGAAAAUUUCAGAUGUAUACGAUUUUUGACCGAAUACACACACAUAUAGUUGAAAAUAAAAUCUAAAAAAAAAAAAAAAAAAAAAAAUGGAGAAUAAAAGCUUUAUAAAUAAGUUUUAGAAUAUUUUAGAACUAAACAAUGUUCGACACGCCACUGUUAAAACUAUAUAGGUUAAUAUAGGCAUAUAGGUAUAAAAAGGUACGUCGAGGUUCACAACAUUAAAAACGACGUUCAACUACGUCAUAGUUAAAUCGAAUAAUCGAUCAAAAUAUGUGAAUUUAAUUUUUAUUAAAUGCUAGUUGAAGUGUAAUAAUAAUAAUUUGCUGUUUUAUGGCCGUUUUGAAAAUCCGUCUUUCGAGAAAAGUAUAAUUUAUUAUCGUAUUAUCGCAGCAUUCUAAGAUACGUAUUCGUUUCUUUGCGCAAAAUAUACAAUGUCUAAUUUAAUAAUGCAUUUUAUUAAAUUUUAAAAUGAAUGUAAUUCAUGCUGACUCGCAUAUUGAAAUUAAUAGUAAAAGCAAAAAAAAAAAAAAUUUGACUAAAUUACUCAGUUGUUUGUGCGAAUAAGCAACUACAUAAAUGCUUAACAAUACUAUAUAAUCUAUAUAAUCUUAAAAACAGAUACCGUUCUAAAUAGUCCGUUUUUAAAAUUCCAGCAGCAAAAUAUUUAGUUUACAUAAAACUUUUCUACCAGAAAUCUUACUCCGAUCAAAACAUACUAAAAGACCUUUUUUGUAGCAUUUUGGAUCUAGUUGAUACAUUGUUUAAUUUUCCAAGCGGUUUUCAUAAUAAUUGGGAGAAUCCGGACAAAUAUAAUAAUAUAAUAAUAAUACGGCGGCAAAGAUUUCAUUAUUUCAAUUUGAAAUAGUUUGUUCGAUAUUUGUUUUCUAGAAAAUCGUUUGUUUUGCUCCAAAUAACUUCAACGGCAGUAACUUUUCUGACAGAAAAUGAUGUCUAGGAGGUCUCAUUUUGAUUUUCCGUGUUGUUCAUGAAUAAUAUUAGUGAAAAGCGUUGGAAAAACGAAAAAGUUUACGGCAUUAACGGGUUUAUUAUUUUCGAUUAUUUUUUUUUUUUUUUUUUUUUUUGUCAUUCAGUUAUAAGUAUUCAUAGGGUUCUUUUUUCGAGUUUAACCAACCAGUUUAACCCCCAAAAUCGUAGAAACCUAAAUGACUAAUCUAACCUGAACAGAAUAAUAUGAUACAUAAAAUGCUCUUACAUUUAAUAGAGGUUCAUUUUAAAUUUUACUUAUAGUGGUAAAAUCACUACUGGAGUUUUUCUGCAAAGAAAAACGAUAUGUUUGUUGUUUUUGAACUCGAAAUACACAUCUGCACUUGUACGCGUUCCGUUUUUUUUUUUUUUUUUUUAAUUGUGUUUCGUCCCCAGACAAUAUAUGCUCAAUAAAAUAAAAACAUAUUGCAUAUUCAACCGAGUCGUUAAAUUUUUAACGCAAUAUUUAAAACUUCAACACGAAAACACUCGUCAAGUAUACACGUACCCGUAUGUAUUAUACACGAAGUCGUUCGACUGUAAUUGUCGCGUGCGUUGUCCGAGGAUCGGUAUUACCGGUAAAUAUUACCAUUCGAACAGUAUUGAUGAUAAAAGUGAUGCCUGAAAUUCUGUGUUGAAGCGUACGCCGUAUGUAUUUUUCGGUACCUUUCUUAUUGACAAUAAUUAAAUUCGAGUUAAGUAAUUAAAUUGUAGUACUCGAUAGUACUCGUUGGACCGAAUCGAAUCAAUUGUACGUUACCGUAUUGCAAUUUGAACGUAAGGAUGUGCGGAACACAAAAAUAGAAAUCGACACGCGGCCGUAUUCGAAACGACAGAUAAUAAUAAUUGUCGUCCGAUCCCGUUUAGAGACUGAUGGCCGGGGCGUUGAGGCGGAGUCCAAGGGGUUUGAUCGGCGACGACGGCCGUUAAGACAAACGCGCGCUGUCGUCGUCGUGUACGCGGAGAUUUCUCUCAUUAACAGUGGCGGCGGCGGCGUCGUCUGUUCCGUCUAUUAUAACGCGCGCGGCCGUUUCGUCCCGGUCGGCGUCCCGCCGCCGCGCCGGAAAUACGUUCCUCCGCGUAGCCGCUCCGUCAAAGUUGUGUCGGUCCAUUAACUUUCGGCCCUCCCGGAAAAGCGGGAAAAAGAAAAAAAGAAAAAAAACGCGCGCGCGGGCGAGCGUUCCGGUUCCCAGCGGAAUAUCCUCCGCGCCCGUAUCGACAUAGGUGUUGUUAACGCGAGCGCGCGCCCCGGGACUACCGCCGCCGUCCCUUUUCCGCGGACGGGACGCGGGGGACGGGGACCGAGUUAACGAUGAAAUAUACGUCGCGCGGGGCCGCCGCGCCGGGCGAUGCUGUGACUAACGGGUCGCCGCGUCCUUGUCGCCGCGGCGGCACGAUCGCGGUGCGCGGCGGCAAUUACCUCAUUACCGAAACGGCGCGUGUGCGUGUGUGUGCGUGUGUGUGCGCGCGCGCGUGUUCGCGUGCGUGUGCGUGUUCGCCGCCGCCGUAACCAAUCGAAAGGGGUAAACGGGCGACGGCGGUGACGAGGGCCGAGUGCGUGUGCACGCGAAGAGGAGCCGCGCACCUCCGUACGCGCGCACGUACACAAUACGGUACGCGAGAGAGAACUCGCGCGAGCGCGUGUAUAAUAACAAUCCGAAUCAAUUAUUCAUUCGAUUGCGUUUGCCGUUUCAUCCCUCGCGCGACCGCCCUCGACGACACUUCUCCCCCGCCGACGGCCGCCGCCCGGCGCACACUCUGCCGACUGCGACGGCGACGGCGACGGCGACGACGGCGACGACGACGACGACGACUACUACCACUGCUACGACGGCUCUAAUCUACGUAUAUAUGCGUGUGUACGUAGACGUACGUAAUACGUAUAUUGCGUAUACGCGAGCGACACACGAAACACCGCCCCCUCACCCCGACAACGCGCCUCGAGUGUCCCGCGCUCGCGUGUCGCGCACGGUAACGCGCCACACACAGCGGCGCGCGUGUACAACGUAUACAAUAUGUAUUUACGUACGUGCAUAACGCGUGUGUGCGUGCGUACGCACAUACGUACACCUACCGCGUAUGUGAACGCGUGUGUACACGUAUACGGUAUGUCGCCCGUGACAAUAUUUUUCCCCGUCGAAUUGUCGCGCGGGCGCCCGCGUGUUGCGAACGAACCCUUAUCGCCGCCGCUGCCCCUACCCCCCCUCAUCGCCCUCCUGCCACGUCCCCCCCCCCAAAGUGCCGCCUGCAAUUCCCGCGACGCCACACUCGAUGGCUUUUUCUUUCCCCGCCGCCGUCGGUUUCUUUUACACAAACGCACGCGAACGUAUGAAAUGCAAAUUCCCGCGUACAUACAAUAUGCACGCGCGUCUUUUACCGCGAAUACACGCGUAUUAAAAUUCAGCCGCCGCGAGUGCGUCGGGCGCCCCCAUUCCGUAUUCUCCCCCUUAUUUUCUGUUUAUAUAUUCGGCAAUCUCAUCACGUAUUUGUUUGUUUUCGUUUUUGUUCGCCCUGCCUGUGUAACGUGUUACAAUACUCGGUAUUCCGGAAGUGCCGGCGCCGCGUUGUUAUUGUGUUCGUUAUAAACGAGACGCUGUCGGGCGGUCUCGUCGGACGGAUACCGCGACGAGAGUGGGGCGCGGCCGGGGGCCGUGGUCCUGGGGCACGGGACCGGAGCGACCCGCAGGUCCCGUAGUUCAGAGGAUUCGGGCCAAGGGGAACCGAUACACCGGACACACCCGUUCCUCUGGGCCUGUCAAAAUGCAUUCCGCCGCGUUUAGUUUAAUUGCCCAAUCAAUUGGUUAACGGUUAACCGAUUACGCGUUUAUCGCCGCGGUUGAGCUGCAGCACCACGAAAACUUAUCGCGUACCGACCGCGGUUCUCCGCCCGUCUAAUUUUUCAUCCCGGUCUCGCGCGUCCGUGCGGAUCGUAUCGAACGCGCGUCCACAUUACCGCACACGAAAUCCCAUCAGAAAUAUUGCGUUUUAGUAUCGCAUUGUUCGGCACGCUCAGUGCUGUAUCCGUUAUUUAAUAUCGUAAUCAGCGUUCGGGGAGACAUUUAGCGCUCGAAAACGUAAAAUCAUCCGUGAAGAAGCACUUAAAAAAUAUUUAAAAAAAAAGAAGCAAAAAUGCAGGUAGGGGAUUUUAAAAGUCCCCUCCAUCCGACGGUUCUAACUUAUUAAACGAGAUUAUCUAACGCUGCAAAAUUGUUAUUUUAUAAGUCAAAUAAGCCGUUAGCGGGGGGAGGGGGGACUUUUAAAACCCGUCUGCCAUUUUCCUUGUUUUUUUUUUUUUUAAAAUAUUUGCUAAGUGCUUUUUCGAGGUUUUUUGACGUUCUUAAGCGCUCUUUAAGCUCCGAGUGCUCAAAGUCCCGGGUCUCGAUUUAAUUAUCAAAUUGUAUAAUUUGUUGGAUUAAAUAAGUGUAGAUUACGGUGUACACAUUGUUAUUAACGUUAGAGUUCGUAUCGGUGAAUUCGCAGAUUUGAGAUGUACGAACUCUGAUCAAAAAAAAAAACAAACUCGACAAAUGGAAACCGCGCUUUAAACGGAUCGAUCGUCGCAGCGCGAACGAACGGGUACGCAAUUAUUAAUAGUCUGAAAUCGUGAAUAAUAAAAUUUCGGUGUUUGGUCAUAAAAAAAAAAUAAUCGGACCGCGCACAGACCGGAAAACGGCAGCCGUCCGCGUUGUUUCGGUAUAAUCAAAGCGGCUCGUCCCGCGAAAACGAAAAGUCGGACGAGACGAAAUCGUUUUUCGACACGGGUUGUUUUUUUUUUAACAUUUAUUUCGACGUCCUACCAAGAAUCGUGAAUUUAGCUAUUAUUAUACACCCGGCCGUUCCAUAGUGAUUUAUAGCCUGCAUUAUAAUCGCGAUAAUAUGUUUAGUGUCGGUGCAGUAUCAUAUUACUUGGCUAUCGUAUUGGCUGUCCGUCGCCCGGCGUGGCCCUUGCUAAUUUUUUAUUCUUUUUACAUUUAUUCCCGCUUCGCUUUUGCGCGCCUCAGUAUAUAUCGCACGGUACAGUAUAUAUUGAUUCAGGUUGUGUUCUGUUUUGCGUUAUUCGACAUUUUUGUCCGUAAUGCGUUUAUUCGGUUUUAACGUAAUUUUGGUUUUAUACAAAUGCAUACUGUACAAUUACAUUUUUCCGGAAUUCGGUAUUCCGAAGAAAAUAUUUUUUCAAUAUUUGUUUGAUUACGGAGGAGGAUUUUGGUUGUGAUUAAACGUGCGGCACACAAGUGCUCGCCUACGUUCUACGACCGUGUACAAAAGCUUUUACGGACAAUCGCCUACGCAAACGCUUGUCCUUGAUGUACACGGUUAAUAUUUUCUAGUGACGUUGAAGUUUUAUUUCGACGCCAUUUUGUAAAUAAAAGCGCUUAAGUGGGAACGAAACGCAGGGAAUCGUCUUUCGUCAACAACGGUUUUUUCGUUGCUUACCGAUAUAAAUGAAAUAACCUUGUGUAUCACAACUUCCCAACUUCCCACCCGCACAAGUUGCUGCGCCCACGUGCGAAGUAUGUCCGUCUUUUCAUGAAUUAUAUUCAGGUGAUCAGAUCCGAGAACUUUAGUCCUUUUUCGUACGUGUUACGGCGUUAAGGCGUUUAUUAUUUAAUUUUCGUCGGCCGUUCCCGCGGUACUCGUUUAGGUGACCGACGUCCCAUCUCCAACGUACGAUACCGAUAACCUGUACGGUAUUACGCGGUAAACCGCAUUAUAAUCCGUUCUCAGCCAAAUAAUAAUUAUUGCAGUAGAUUGUGAUUGCAUACUGAUGGCGGCGUUUGUGUUUAUCGUUUUCAGAUGCACCCCGGUAUGGACGGCCUCGACCUCCUAGAACCCAUAACGUCGUCGACGAUGACCACGCUGACCCCGAUGUCGGACGGUUCCGGACACGGGCCGCUCCACCCCAGCGUGUACGGCGCGGGCAUGAUGAGCGGCCACCAUCACCACCAUCCGCAUUCGGGCGCCGGGCCCAACAAUCAUCCCCAUCAUCAUCACCACCAUCACCAUCACCACGCGGCCGCAGCCGCGGCCGCGGCCGCGGCGGCCGGCAUGAUCAGCGCCGGCGGCGGCGCGGCCGGUCUCCAGCACCCGGACACCGACACGGACCCCCGCGAACUCGAGGCGUUCGCCGAACGUUUCAAGCAGCGGCGGAUCAAGCUGGGCGUGACGCAAGCGGACGUGGGCAAAGCGCUGGCCAACCUCAAGCUGCCGGGCGUCGGGGCGCUGUCGCAGAGCACCAUAUGCCGGUUCGAGUCGCUGACGCUGUCGCACAACAACAUGAUCGCGCUCAAGCCCAUACUGCAGGCGUGGCUGGAGGAGGCGGAGGCGCAGGCGAAAAACAAGCGCCGCGACCCGGACGCGCCCAGCGUGCUGCCGGCCGGCGAGAAGAAACGGAAGCGCACGUCGAUAGCGGCGCCGGAAAAACGAUCGCUGGAAGCGUACUUUGCCGUGCAGCCGCGACCGUCCGGCGAGAAGAUCGCGGCGAUCGCGGAAAAGCUGGACCUGAAGAAGAACGUGGUCCGGGUGUGGUUCUGCAACCAGCGGCAAAAGCAAAAGCGCAUGAAGUUCGCGGCCCAACAUUGACGGGAUUGCGCGCGCCGCGAACGAUCCCUUCCUACCUAAACACGUGCUCAUUUUAUUUGCAUUAACGAUAACAAUAAACGAUUAACGGUAUUAACGUUUCGGAAAAAACACAAAAAAAAAAAACAAAAAAAAAAAAAAAAAAAAAAAAAAAAAAAUAAUAAUAAAAAAUAAUAAAAAAAUAAUACAAAUUUAAAAUUAUUUAUACUACACGCGCUGUGGUCCGAACGUCGUAAUAUUCGUUACGACCGCGUCAUUAGCUACAAUAAUAAGCUUCGAGAACGGUUUCUGUUGAGUUUUGAUAAUUUUUUUUGCGGCAUAUUAUAUUAAAUUCCCGCGCGUUUCCGUUUUCGGCACGCCCACACUGCGUAGUGUUUCGCGAACAAUUUACUACAAUUACGUUAGCGAAACCGAUGUACAAACUAUUUAAAUCCGCUUCUCGUAUACACUAAGAUAUAAUCAUAUAGCAUAAUUAUUGAAAAAAAAAAAAAAAAAAAAAAAAAAAAAAAUUCGUCACUAUUAUGUUCCUAUAAAAACGUCGUAACGAAGAAAAAUAAACAAUACGCUCGUCGAAUUGUGAGACCGUUUGUCGUACCACUUGUGCGUCUAUAACACGUAGGUUCAUUACAUAAAAUAUUCUAUACAUUGGUAGGAAUAUAAUUUUUGUUCUGAUACGAUAACGAAUAAAAUCGAAACCACCCAAAAGUCUCCGUUUCGGGUUCACUAAAAGGAAAAAAAAAAAAAAAAAAAAAA